Molecule: messenger RNA, 61236 nt
Organism: Xyrichtys novacula (pearly razorfish)
Lineage: Eukaryota; Metazoa; Chordata; Actinopteri; Labriformes; Labridae
Source: the annotation of a GenBank genome assembly
AGUGCAUUCUUCUCGAGGCGGGCGUCUUGAGCAGAGCAGAGAGAGAGAGAGAGAGAGAGAGAGAGAGAGAGAGAGAGAGAGAGAGGAUAAUACAUAGAGCGAGGGGACCGCGAGUGAGAGAGGGAGAGUGGGAUAGCAGAGUCCGAGAAGAAGCUGAAACUUCACAGCAGACGCUCUUGCACAGGUCUGUUCCAUCUCUAUGUUAUUCUCAUCACACUCAUUUCUGCUCAUAGCCACUUAACAUGAUGUUAGAGGGACUCAUCAGACCUUACUCAUGGACGCAAGUGUUUUCAUCUCAUGUAUCAUCAUGAAAUCUCACUGCUCCUGCUCUACCAAACCGAGGUAACUUGUCGUUAAUCCAUAAAUGGUUGAUGUUAAUGUGUGGUGGGUAAAGCGCGCGUUCAUCACCACGGCCACUAAUAUAGAUAUCAUCAGUCAAACCAAAUGAAUCUGUGUGGGGCUUCAGCUUCAUUGGAGACACUUGCAUUGCAAACGUUUGUAUUCUCUGCAAGCACACAGCCAAUAGUCAUCGUUAUGAAGAGUUUUUUUUUCCAUGUGCAUGAAGGUGGAAACUGCUGAUUGCAGCACACAUGGAAACAAAGAGGACGUUUUGCUCACACAUGUUUUAUGAGGGCAGUUUGAAAUAUCGAUCCAGCCACCGCUACAAGACAAGUGGUAACAAACACAUCUGAGGAACUAUUUCGCUGUGAUUCGUGUGUUGUGUUAUUAUCCUGUCACCUGAUGGCUAAUUCACAAAAUUGGCUGCAAAUCCGAAAUGUUUCUUGUUACUGAGCAAGUAAGAAUGGGUCGAAAAGCACACAGUUUAUCCGCAGUUUGUUGAUCACAAAACGAUGAUAAAUGAUAGCAAUGUCCAAUCAAAACAAAGGCAGGUGCCCCAGCGCAGGAAGAUGGAUUGAAGCAACGUGCGCUCAAACAUGCAUGAACACGAUUUGAAGAUCGUGCAAUUGACCAGCAAUGACUGGCUUUAACCCUUUUAAAAACUGAGGUCCAACCCUGUGAGGACACUCAACCUGACAGACCUGUAAGACGACACCUGAUCACCUCAGGAAAUAGCUUCACGCCUAGACUAUUUUUACCUCCUGUGUGUGUCAGGCACACACACACACACGCUGUCAUCUUUAUUGUAAUCCCGCACUUGCUGUUAACAUUAAUACAGUGUGUAUCCAGCUGGACCUGAAGCCAGGGAAACCUCAUGGGUAAUGGCUGAGAAAGACAGCGAGAGAGCGAGAGGAAGAGAGGAGAGAGAGGGGGUUGGUGGUGGCUGUGGUGGUGGUGGGGUACACUUAAGUGUAGCGAUAGUAAGAGAUGUGCACAUUUUUAAAUGGUAAGUGUGUACAGCUUCUCAAGGUUUGUAGAGGCGUAAAGAAAUUAAAAGUUUUUUUUAAUCUUUUACAGCUGUGGCUACAGUGUGGUAGCCUCAAACAGCUCUGUAGUCUUAAUAGCCUCAAACAUAGGAUAUGCAACAGACAGGUGUAUGAGUGGCAAUAAUCUAUUUUUAAUUUUAUUCUUUUUAGAUGUAAGUCGAGUAAACAAAACCUUUAACUCACUGAGGUUUUUUUAUUUAUUUAUUUAAUUUGGUUCCUUGUUACUGAAUUACCAUGCAUCGAAUUUUACAUCCUAGCCUAUCAGUAGGCAUAAUGUGUUUAUCUACUUAUAUAUUUUUUUAAUCUCUUAGUUUAUUUAUAGGUAAAAAAAAAAACAACACAGCUGUUGGUGGGCUAUUUCCAGCUUCUUUUGAACACUGAAUCAUAUUAAGCUUCAUAGAUAUUCAUCAUCUUCGGAAAUUCCGACAGUAAGUCAUAAUUAUAAUCAGGUUUUAGAGUAAAUUGGUUAAUAUAAAAUGAAUUAGAGAGAGAGAGAGAGAGAGAGAGAGAGAGAGAGAGAGAGAGAGAGAGAGAGAGAGAGAGAGACCUUGUGGAAAGCAGAGCAUAUGGUGUUGUGACGUAACGCCGGUCGGACGCUUUGACAAUAUUGCUGCGUGUGUGUGGUUUGUGUGAGUGUGUAUGUGACCAUGGGUGUUUACGUCUAUGUAUUCCUCGGGAUUUGAUACCGCAUAGAAACCUGAAAACCGCAUCAUACCCGUUGCAUGGCCAACACGCACACUAAAAUAACUCCACUUUUAACUGGCACUGAACAAUGAAUGCGCUGACCGCCGCCACCUGCCUGCUCGUCGCCGGCUUCAGCUGCUACCUCUACGGUAGCGACAUGCUCUUAUCUCUGCUCCGUGUCUCUGUUGCAGACCUCCCCAUGCCCGAGCCGGGAGCUUCUCCGCGGCAGAGCCCGCAGGGAGUCCCCUACACCGAGCUGCAGCACAUCGUCAACGCCGACGGACUGCACCUGUUCUGCCGCUACUGGGAGCCCACCAGCCAGCCAAGGUGAGUGAGGAAUAAAGCGGAAAACUAGCUUGAAGUGUGCAUGUGUGCCUAUCUAUCCUAUUCAUCUGCGCGCACCAAGCUUCAUCUGUGGGAUAGAGAAGCCUGGCACAAGAGUAGCCUGGUCCAUUUUUAGAGAUGUUUAAUCAAACUGUAGUCGGCUGUUGAGGAAACUGAACCUUUUCACAUGGUUGUUUUAAAACUUAGAGUCACAUGAUAUGAAGGCUCUCUCUGCAGACUUUGCAUGUUAAGCUUUCCACUGAACGACACUACACAGUAAAGCACACACUGCCUGGCUGGUGUUACACCGGUAUUUCCAGUUUAAGAGGCUACUCCAAGAGGGAGACCGAGGUUUGAGCUACUUUGGUAUGCUGUGGUCAAACAGCUGUCCCAUCAGCACCUCUAAUCCUCUAUGUAAAGCCAAAAGUGAAAUCAUCAACAAGGAACAUGUGAUUAAGAUUUGUAAACCUAUUAAGGGGGAAACACUGACCUGUGUUACUGACUGAUAGUUUUUUCAGCUGUGACACAGUUACUCAGCAGUGAUAAAUGUAUGUUUUUGCUUUUUUUAAACAAAAGGUUAUAUAAUCUUUACAAUAACUCUAAAAUUAUGCCAUGCUUGACCUGGUACUUAAAUAUGCAAUUUAUGUGUGGUCCAUAACCAAGAUGAAAACAUCUCCUACCUCAAAAUGAAAUGGCAAAAGAUGGACAAAACAAGAUAAUUCUAUUGUAGUGAGCAGUAAAUCUGGAGGGUUUAAUCUCACUCCGUGGUCCAACCUCGUUAAAAACAUAAUUAUGUUAAUCUUUUCAUUGUGAGACACCAGACGCACCAGAGACUCAUACUGGGUCGUGACCCCGUUAGAAGGAAGAACCAAGAACAGUUACUUAUUCGGACCAUUAAACAAGUUAAAGAUCCUGUGAGGACUUUUAAAAUGAUAAUGAACAGUGACAGCUGUUGGCUGCAGGCUAAACAACAUCUGAGUUGUACUUAUUCCCAAUAAGUUGUGACAACAGAUAUUACACCAUGCACGAAGUAAAAGAAAAUGCAAUUUUUGUAUUUUCUGAAUGAACAUGACAGCUUUCACAUGAACCCGUGCCUGUUGUAACAGUUGGUUCCUGAGUGGCGGUGUGAGCAGAAAAUAAAGCGCGUCCACAAGAGAGGUUACCAGGAUCUUCACGGCAGUUGCUUUUGUAUAGAGCAAGACACCACGCUACAUCAUACAUGGCAAAGAAGUCUCACGUUACUCACUGUUAACUGAGUUGAGAAUCAAAGAAAAAGAAAAUACAGGAGCUCAAAAAUGGUUGUCUUCUCAACUGACCAAAGCAAAGGUGCCUCCCAGUGAUGUCCUUGUGAUGUUGAUGUUGUAAAAGGAACAUUACAACUGUUAUACUGUCUGAAUCUAUUCUUAGAUCCUCCGUUUUAAAGGAGGCAGAGAGCAUUAGCAUUAUUACAUGCUAGUAACAGUGCCCUCUUAGUAAACUAGGUCUUUAUUUCAACUUUGAUGUGCAACUCUUGGCUGAUCGAGUCCCAGCUCUUUAACUCUCAGCUUCUUCUGCAAAGAUCACCUCUCAGCAGUGUUAUUUUCUGGGUUUUCUUUGUACAUUAUGUUAGUCCCUCUCAUUUUGACUCCAGCCUUUAACAACUUUCUUCAUAUCACAAUCAAAGGGACAUAGCCCAUUUGCUGCCAUUCUACAUGUCAAUGACAGCUUAUUCAAUUAAGUCACAAACUGCAUAAUGUCUGGCUUUGCCAUAAACAUCUCUUUUAACAACAUUUUAAUUUUUUUCCCCUAAAGUCAUAUUUAGUAAUGUUCUGCUGUUCUUGUAGGGGUUGUAGAGUGGUGCCCUAUAGCGUCCUUUAUUGAUCAGCUUCCACCGGAGACAGUCUGAUACUAAUAGUAAUGUUACUGCAUGACCCCAAAGAGCAAACAAAGCCAACAGGAAAAAGCCUUUAGAUUUCAGUUAUUGUAUCUGCCUGUCACCAAAUAACAACUCCUUGCACAAACUGCUGUUUUCCAAAAUUUCCAUGCGUAAGAUUUAUUUCCAGUAUUAUCUAAGGUACUUAAAAUAAAGAAGGAUAUAAAUUUGAUUAGAAAAUAUGUCUUCAACAUCUGAAAGAGAAGAACAGCAAAUGAAAUUCAUGCUAUUUUCCAAAGGAGGCACAAAAAAUAAGCAUAAACCAAAAGUUUAUCACUAGAGCUUUAAACAGUGUCAACACAGUAUACCUAACAGUGCAAAUACUGUGCAUGGAGAGCUCAUACUAUACUCAGAUAAUCAGGCUUGAAAAUAAAGAAAAACAAAUAUGGGUUUAGAUUGCAUCGUUUUAUCACAGACACAAAUAAUGUCAUGGAAAGCCUUGAAUUAAUAAUUAAGGUUUGUUUUAACUGUUCAAAUGUGUAUCCAAAUACUCAUCCCAAAUCAGUAAAAAUUUUCAUUCAGGUUAUAGAAUUUUUUCCCCUCUAUAAACCAAGUAAAUCAAACUGAGAGGUCAACAAAUUGCAUUACAGAAUGACUGGCAUGCAUUGAUAUGAUAUGCAAAAAAAAAAGUUCAUGGCUCUCUGUGGAUAUUGGUCUCAAAGAAUAAUACAAGCAGCGACUUUCCAGCACAGAUAGCAGUUUUUUUGAGUAACAAAUACACAAUACCCUAUGAAAAGCCCAUCUUUCCAUGCAAAGGAAAAUUAUGACCAUCAGCCAUGAACAUAGUUGUCCUCAAACCUAAAAAUACUUGUGUUAUUUAGGUUUUUCCUUGUAGUGAGUUUAAAUGAUUUUGCCAACCCUAAUGAGUAGCUCUGUUUCCAACGAGCCUGAGAUUCUGACUCAUCAAGCAUUCUGGUGUGAGAGAAAGUGUUUUUCAAAAUGUUUUCCCCCUAAAAAGACAUGAAAUGACACAGAUAUUUGUUAAAUGGGUCCAGCCACAGAAAAAACACAAUUUUUCAGUAAAAUAGGGUAUUUUAGCUGAUCUGCAAUGGGGGGCCUCCCCAUAAAGCUUUAAUCUGUUUGAACUCUCUGCACACUCCACACAUGUGCAUGAAACACAACACAGAUGUCACACCUACAAUCCACAUAGUUGCAUGUGGUGUGAGAGGACAGAAGGAAAGAGAUGUGACAGAGACAGGAGGCCCACAAAACAUCUGGAGCCCAGAUAUAACCCAAACACACACUCACUCACAUACACACUCAUAUUUAGGCUACACACAAGGCUGGAUAACACAUUUCAGAUGAGCAGUGACUCAUUAACUGACACUGUGUCUGAACCUGGGCUGUAAAAUCACCCCAUAAACUGAGUAUAGGCGUGUGGGUAUGUAUGUCCCUGUUUUCUUCUGUAAUGGCACAUGCAGGUGCUUGUAUUGAUGUAAAUAAAUGUCUGUGUAUUUGAGCAGCAAAUGUUGUGGCAGGGUUCACUGUCUUUGCCUCUAGUUCUGUUGUCAAAGCCUCUCAACAGAAAAAAAUACUAAAAUAAUUAGCCAACUCUAAAAAUGUUCCUGCUUGUAGCCAAAAUCUGCAAACCCCAAAAAAGCAAUAAUUUCUUCCUGCAAAUCAUGGUAUUUGAAAGUAAAAGCUGACUAAUUGCAGGCUUAAAAUAGCUGCUGAUCUCUCACUGUUGUAUCUGCUUUAGAGCCAAGGACUUGGAUGGCUUACAUAAGAGCUUUCACACUGGAGGCCAGCCAGUGACCAUUCUAGAAAUGCAUUCAGUCACAGUUCAAACUGAAAGCCAUGGAAGCAUCCAUGAAAUGUUGUCUGUUGGUCAAACCUGCUGACAGGCUUUUGCCUUUUAAAGCUGAUGCCAGUGGUUUUGCCUCUGAGUAAGUAUUCAGCUACUUGACCAUAAUUGGGCCCACAGACCCCUAAAAGCUUUAAUAAGUUGCAUGUAGAGCUUCUGCACUGGGAUCCAGACUAAUUAAAUUCUUCAGCUGAGUUGGCAGCUCUAAACGCUGUGUGAGGUCGGAUUAUUGCAGUUAAACAAGCUGACAAAAGUGAAAUCCCACCCUUACCACUGCAUCUUAUUUGAUCUAUUUGUGAUUUCAGGCAAUGUUUUAGGAAGCUCAAAGUGAAAUAAGCAUUUCCAGAACAUGUAACUAUUUAAAUCUUUUAAUUUAAAAUCAAUGUACAUGCAGCAUAAUCAGAAAGUACUGUAAAACUGCUGAGCAAGAGACACUCCAGGCUGUUGUCUGUCAUGCUUCCUACACUUUACUGUAAAAGAAGUUCUCUAAUACAAACACACGCCUCCUGUUUUAACACAAACUGCCUCUGUACUCUGAUGUCUCACAACAAAAGAGCUGCCUGUGGUCUGGAUGGAUGCAGCCUCCUGACUCACAGCAUCCAAGUCACUGCUGUUGGUUAGAUGAGUAAUUUGACAUCAUGUGACACAGUGUUACUGACACUAAUUUGUGAAAUCUUUGGUGCAAUAGAUAAUACUUCAUCACAAUGGAGGACACUUCAUUAUAAGUUUAGCAGGACAUCACUGCUUUGCAUUGUGGUCCUCUUGAGUUACAUAACCACCUGUCCACUAUACUCUGUCCUGCUUAAAAAUGCCUGUCUCUAUUAAGAAUUCACCACCAAUGUUUUGGGUUUUGACCAUCAGAAUUAAGUACUUAAUAUAGCUAUGGGAUCAGGAAGACACCCUGGUAAUAAAAACUUAUCGUAUACACCAAAGUUGCUUUCAUAAUGCAGGUGUCUUCAUACCAUCAUCUCAAAGAUGCUAAGCUUUAUGCAAGGUUGAAUACAUUACAUACAUGGGUUUAGAGGCUGUAUUUGCAUCAUUGACAGCAUUUCACUCUCCUGAUAAGAGGAGCUGUCCAUCAACCACAGUAGCAGUUGGUGCGGUGAUAAGCGCUCGCAAUAAACAUCAUCUCGAGAGAAGAAAUAUUCAGCCCAGCAGGCAUUCAACAGCAGUUAAGGAACUUUUCACUCAUUUCUUUGUUUUGAUCCAAAUAUUUUACAUAUUUUUAGAAAAAAACUUUGGACAAAGCAAAAAAGCCCUAACCAGUAAAAUGGACACUUUGGUUUGAGUGGCUUUGCAUGAUGCAUCAAUUAACUGAGAAACUGCAGAUGAUUUGCCAGUUUGACAGCAGGUAGAGAUGUGAUAUGUGGUAACCAUGGUGACAGGCCGCUGUUUGUGACUGCCAGUUAUUGAUUCACCUCACUGUAACAGCUAUGGGUAGUUUAUCUCAGCAAGACAAAGAUGAAGUUUAAGAGUUAAACAGUUAAAUAUUGAAACUCAUGCCAAAUCAAUGAAAAAGUUCUAAAAAAAAGGUGUGGUUUUGUAUUAAACACAGUUUUCUAGUCCAGGCAAAUUAAUCUGUUUAAAAAAAAGAAGCAAAAAAUACCUUGCAGCACUUGUAGGUGUACUACGAUUUUGCUAAAAUGCCUCUAAUACAGAAAAAAUUGAACUUCACAGAGUGCCAGAAUUUAUUUGAAUUAUCUUUAUAUAAAAUACUGUGUUUCUUAAGGGGAGGAUGAGAUUGGGUGAAAGGUCAUGUGCUCCUGAAAAGGCCUUUUAUUGAAACCAGGAAGUAGGUGAAAGGUAGAGGGGAGGAGGGGAGGGGCAUCAACAAUGAUUGACAGAUUUUCCAAUAGAUGUCCAGCUGGGGCUUUGAGCCCAUAUGGAGAGGAGUAGUAUAGCAGCCAUACAGGAGCUACACACCUUUUUAUUACACAGGAAACUGUGUAAUAACACACAAAUGCAUGCACGCAUACACACUCACACGCACACACACACACAAGGCUUAUGUAAGGACAUUGUGCUGUUAUCAGUGUUUGUGCCAAUAGUGUCUGGACACCAGCUUCCUUCCCUGUUUGUGUUUCUACAUCCAAACCGUUUAAUUUCCUGCAGCUUGGCACCACUCAUACUGUAGAUAGAAGAGCGUUUUACCAACAUAAAAGCUCUGUAAUGGCUCUUUUCACAUGUGCGCUUUGGGGGAAAUUUGGCAGAGUGAAACACUGAAAUAUAUUGGCCCCUUCCCUUCCCAUAAAAAUCAGGAGUAGGUGUUAGCGUUUGCCAGCUGUGAUUAUUGACUGUGGGUUAAUGUAAAAAGGAGACAGAGUCAGCACUUCAGAUUCAAUUUUCUCUCCACUGUUGCUUUUACGUACAGUGAUUUAAUUCUUGUAUAAAUUCAGCUACAGUUUGUUUGAAACCUGCAUUAGAAAGCUUGCUAGCAGUGGCUGUGUCAGUAACAUAUGCUCAAGUCAGCGUGGAGGCCGAGAAACCAGAAGAGAAUCCCAUUACCUGAGCCCGAAGCCCAAAACCCACAGGAUCUGUGUUGAGUGCUAUUUAUCAGCAUUGUGUGCUAUGAAGCAAAUAUGUCCCCAUUCUACUUAAUGCAGUAUCACACACAGAAAGCGUCGCAGCUCUGCCUCUGCCCCACGUCAGAAGGAUCUCGACGUGCUGCUCUGCUGAUGAUAGGCUCAAGUCUAUUUUCAAACUCUAUGCUUCCCACACAAAGCACUGGAAAGUCAGGAGAUUGGCGCCCAGUUUCACUAUUAAAGGUUCCUAUUAUGAGCUUAAUUGUAAAACUGCAACAUAGUUAUACAAGGCUUGAAUGAAUGCGAAUAUUUCAUAGUUGAAAUUGAAACGCUGUAUAAAAAUGAAAUUCAUUGUCCAUAAUAUGUAUUUUUCUUGUCAAUUAAUUUAUAUAAAUAAAAUAAAUGAUAGGUUGUAUUGGCUGAGCGAGAUCGUGUUGGUUCGUUCCACUUCAGUGGGGCAACAUAAACUGUGAUUCAUGAAAUAGCUCUAUUGAUAGUAAGUACAAAUAAAAAAUAUCUACUCAUUUCAUCCAGUCGAUUUUUAGUAAUCAGUGUUUUGGUGUCGAACUAUUUCCUUUCUGCGGCGUAGUGAUACUUGCACACGCGCAAUCAAAUAUGCAGAGGGGUGAAGCGAUUUUUGUCACGUGGACCAAUAGGAGCCGAGUCUUGUUGCCAUAGUAUCAGAAAUACACAAACAUGGCGACGAGCGCAUCUAGCAGCGAGACAAGCGAAGAGGAAGAAAAGAAAAGGAAAAAAGAAAAAAGCCUUCAAAAGUGCAUCAAAAAGGAAUGAAACGAUGCUAUAUGUAUCAAUCAUCUGUCCAGAGUGAAGACAUUCUGGACUUUAUAAGGACACGUUGGGAAACUUACAGAACUAGUAUUAGAAAUUGGCUUUCUCUACAGGGUGAGACAAAGGACCAGCCAGAAAUGUACAUAUAUGUGAGUAACACAAAAAUGGUGCUGCUGUUUUUGCUUGUAGAAACUGCUGAAUGUUGAUUCUGGCAAGACAAAAUCUUUCUCAAAUGUCAUAAAUACAUCUACCUAACAUCUGAAACAGCUAUUGGUGCCUUAGUAUACGCAUAAGUGAAUUCAAAUUAUGAAAUGUAGCAAAUUUCUUGAAGAAAACAUCUCAACUCAAGUGAUUUGCACCCAGCACAAUGAAAUAUAUACAGUAAAUUUAGCUAAAAGCUUAUGUUUCAUACACAAAAAUGAUACAACCUACUGUGUAAUAAAAGCAAUAAAAUAUAAACAGCACAUCAUGGUCAUAAUUGGCUGAAAGUCAAUCAAAUUGCUACCACGCCCCCCAAAAUUGGAAUAAUGGAAAAAAUGUAACAAGACAAUUUAAAUGCACAAAAGGUCUGAAUUAAUUCAAAAUAUGGUAUAAAACAUUUAUUCAAGUAUCACAGUGUCAAAACAUCUGACAUUUAUCAAUCCCUCCAGGAUAUGAAAAUAAAGAUCAAAACACAAACGCAGACAAAUGUAGCACAAAUAUGAAAAUAAUAAAAAUCUCAAAUCUUGGUGUAGCAAUCCUUUACACAAAACAAAUUGUACAUGGUGACAUGGUGCGUAUAUUACGCAUCACUAUUACUUUCAUCAGAGUCAUCAUCCCAUACAGCUCUUUCUUCUGUUUCCUUUGAGGCUUUCUCACAUGCUGGGCACCAACAUAAAUCUGUACAAGAUAGUCUUGCAGACAUACGAGAACAUCCAUACAUUCACAGGUUGUGACUCGACCAGUGCCUUUCAUGGCAAGGGCAAAAGAAAAACAUUUUCUGUUGCUUGUCAGAAAAAAGAAUACCUGACUGGGUUUGCAAAUCUGGGCAACAGUUUUAACCUUGACCAAUCCACCUUUAACAUGCUGAGUAAUUAUGUGUGCCACCUGUAUGGCCAGUCAUCUGCCAAAAAUGUAAAUGAUGCCAGAUACAAAUCUUUCUGCAUGGCCUCGUCAGCUUCGCCAGAACUACCAAGCAGCGGUGAUGAAACAUUCUCUGACUGGUAAAAUGUGUGCCCCUUCACACUUUCUUCACAAAUCCUGCCCCUGAUAGUGUUUUGCAGAUAGUCCACUGUAGUUGCAAGACAACCAAAUGUGAGACUGAACGAUGUUCUUGUUUGCACUUUAUGCACUUUUGAAGGCUGUUUUCUUUUUUUCCUUUUCUUUUCUUCCUCUUCGCUUGUCUUGCUGCUAGAUGCGCUCGUCACCAUGUUUGUGUAUUUCUGAUACUAUGGCAACGAGACUCGGCUCCUAUUGGUCCAUGUGACAAAAAUCGCUUCACCCCUCUGCAUAUUCGAUUGCGCGUGUGCAAGUAUCACUACGCCGCAGAAAGGAAAUAGUUCGACACUGAAACACUGAUUACUAAAAAUCGACUGGAUGGCAUGAGUAGAUUUUUUUUUUAGUACUUCCUAACAAUAGAGCUAUUUUAUGAAUCACAGUUUAUGUUGCCCCACUGAAGUGGAACGAGAUUCACUUUCUAGGCACUUUUUCCUCUGUCCCAGUACAGCCUAUGACACAUAUCCUCCCCUUGAUUCUUUGAAAAGUCAGAGAACCAUAAUUUUGAACGGGUGGCAGUAGUCUGUGGCCCUAAAGGUCUCACCAUGCUGGGCAGGAGCCCUGGCUAAUGCCUCGGCAUUUGCCCUGGAGCCUCCUGCUAGCUAGCCUGUCACAUUGCCAGCUGGUUUCUGAAAUCGAUUGGUAGUUAAAAUAAAGUGUUUAAGGUGGCGUAAAUUUGCACUUGGGCAGUACAGGUCAGGUAGGUAACAAUUGUAAUGACUAACUGCUGUAAAUUGCACUGAAAUAUGAAGAGAGAAAGUGACAUACGUUUCGCACAUGCGCAGUACAAAUCAGGUUUCCAGGACGGAUCGGGCAGCGACAGGUACAUCUUGUACCUACACCGGGACGUAACAGUGACGGAACACGCCCAGUACACAUCCUGUGGGUUUACAGCUUGAGACCUAUUGAGAAUGUAACAAAGGUGACAAUAUUAAAACAGCUGUACUACCCACUACUUAUUACAAGAGAACAAGAGGGUUGAGCAGGAGCAACAACUGAAACUAGCAACAAGUAGGUCAGAGGUUGUAAAAUUGCAGGGCAUGUUAUAAAAAGUGAAACAUACUCUUAGUUUUUAGAUGUUUUUCCAUUUAUAUACACAUAUCUAAAUGCAGUGAAAGUCCAGUCUACACAGUAUUCUUUCAAAGGUCAUGCGAGUGGAAGUUAUGAUGCAUGGUUCCUCUCAGUGAAGAUUUUCAUUGAAUACUGAGUUUCUGAGUGUAACUUGUCUUUAAUUUGUUCCCUGUCGAAGUUCAUACGAUAAAUAUGUCCUGAUGGCUGAAAUUCAUGAAUGACUGUCCAGUUAUUAUGCCUGUUUCUGCACCUGUACUAAACAUGAAAUGCCCUUGAGCUCAGGGGCGUUUAUUGACUGCUCUCAGAAAAAAAAAAGGAAUUGUGAACUGAAUGAAAAGUUUUUGAAGCUUUUCACUGCGCUGCAGACCAUUUUGGAUUUUGUGCCUCUCUUUGAUUUAUCCUUGUACAACUGUUGUGAACUUUCCUGCUGUGGCCUCCAGUUGUUUUUCUGCCUCGAUCUCUUUCCAUCACACAGCAAUUUCCCCUCUCUAUUAUUUUUAGUUUUCUGCUGUGACUUGUCUCUAAUAACCUCUAUUUAAUCCUUUCUUUAUUGUCUUUUUUUUAUAUGUCAUGUUUACCCCCUCUCCGAUACCAUCUUAUUUUCCAACCAUCACUAUCAAAUAUUAUUGAUUUGCUUCCAAAACAUCAAAGCUUCAUCUGGAUAUUCAUGGUGUCUGACAAAAUCUUUCCUUAACAGUACUUAGAUAUCUGGAUUUCUCCAAACUGCAAACAAUAAAAGUUAAGUUAUACUGCUGCCAAAGCUUUAAGUUGCACAAAUCCAGCCUACAAGAGGACCAUGAGCAAGCAGUAGUGCCAGUCAAUCGCAAACCUUUACAGAGCUGCUUACAGACCUUUCUGAGUACCAUUCAUCUCAAUUUUAUCUUAAAUUUGGAUUUCUUUAUUACUUUUUUAGCAUCUUCAUGUGUAAAGCCUUUGAGCCCAGGACAAUUUUUCCAGCUGGCACAAUCAAAUGUGCUGUCCUAGAAUUUACUGUUGGACUGUAUCGUUUAUAUUAUAACGUUAUGCACUUGAGUGGAUUGAAUGGAUGGUAUUGUAUCGUGUCAUCUCAUAUCCUGUUGUACUGUAUUGCAUUGAAUCACAUUCUGUUGCAUGGUAUGGUAUGGUGUCAUAUGAUGUCACUAUGUACCCUAACUCUUGCUUGCUUGCAAAGAAACAGUCGAUCAGGUCUACUCCCCCUCAAAAACAUCCAAUGUCAAGCUUGUUUGGAAACAGUAACCCAUGUGUAUUCAUAAUGGACAUUUGAAGAUAAUAAAGGCUCAGCUCAGUCCCUGUAAAGGUUGCAGUGGCACAUGAGACUUGAGACAAAUACUGGACCAUGCUACCUAGGGGUGAGAGAAAAAAAUUGGUACAGCAUAGUAUUGCUAUAUUUUUUCUGGUGAUAUAUUGUAUCGUCUCAUUGACCAAGUAUUGCUAUUUUUAAAAAAUUAAUUGUUAAUAUGAAGUCAAAUCUAACAUGAUGGAAAAAUAAAAUCAAUUGUUUGUCCAGUGAGGUUUGCAGAGGUGACAUCAUAAAGCAGGAGAAAGUUAAUACAACAAAUAUAGCACCACCUGGGAAAGACAUUAGGAAUGCAAGCAGGGCAAAUAUUAGAUGAACCUGACACAUUAGAUUUAUAAAAAAUGUGUACAUAAGACAAACAUAAAGAAAAGACAAAUGCUAAAUUAGCUAAACUGUUGAAAAAAUUGUAUAAAUCGCAAUAUAUUGUAUCGCAAUACUCACUGUAUUGCAAAAUGUUAAUAAUCACAACAAUGUUGUAUCAUGGCCCAAGUAACGUGAUAAUAUCGUGUCGUGGGGCCACUGGUGAUUCCCACCCCUAAUGUUACCUCUGUUAAGUUUCUUAUUCAAGGGCACCAAAGCUUCCUGUAGUUUGGAGGGGAAAGAAUUUGGCUGCUUGAAAAUUUUACUACUGGCUCUCAAGGACCUUGAAUUUAUAGAUUUUAAAGAGUGAAAUUUUUGAUUUUCACUUGGAAAGUUAAGAAAAUAAGUCAUCUGAUUUACAGAGUCUCUUUUUUUUCCCACAAUGUGAGUAUAAAGGCAAAAAAUUUGUUCUUCCAGUGUGACAGACCUAGAAGUUUAAUUUCAGUUUAGUAACGAUGUCAAUUGACCCUGGAGCCUGGCACACUCCUUAAUGACCUGGAAUUCAGAGGUUAAAAGUUCACAAAAGUCAAAAAUGUAAACUCAGUAAGGGACUGAGUUUAUAGCAAGUCUAUAGUGAAUCAACUUUGCUACAAAAUUUUUCACCACUUUUAGUUCUUCUUUAAUUGCAAUACUCUACAUUCAGUUCAAAGUUUUUGUUGUUCUUUUUCCAGUUUAAUUUUUUUGAACUGUUUAUUUUAAAACUGCUGCUUUUUGGUCUCAUGUAUAUCUUUGCUUCUCAGGCCCCUUCAGUUCUAGUCUCAUCCUUUCAUCUUUUCCUCCAUAUUUCUAAAAAGCACUGAUGUGGUCGCCCAACUACUCACAUAUAUAUGGACAUGUUAACACACACUAACUGGAACAACACAUCCUUUGGUCUGCUCAUUAAAGAAAGCUCAGCAACUUAUGGGUCUUUUUCUUGUACUCACACACAAGAUCAGAGAGGAGAAAUGCACGCGCACACACACACACACACACACACACACACACACACACACAUACCAUUCAUCCUCAGUAGUCUCAGUUUAUUAAUCAGAUUAACAUGCCAUUGUUCGGUGGUUCUGCUCCAUCAUCUGGCUCUGGCCCAGUCUGGGCACACGGACACCAAGAUCUUCACUGUUAAAUAAACACAGGGGUGAGUUUAUUUAAGGUUACAUCAAGAAAGGUAAUUAAAUCGUCUCAUGACGUAUCCUUCUCCAAAAGGUACAUUGCAAUAAAAACAAAUGUAAAAUGUAGCUCAGAAAUCCAAUCCAAUCUCAAAAUCCUGAAAUCUGACACCCUGUAAAACCUGGAGACUUACAAGUUGCCUGUGGCUUCUUCAAAGACCUGUCACCUUGCUGGGACAUUAUUUAUGACACCGUUUUUCUUGUUUCUGUUCAUAAGUGUAAGUAUCAGUGAACAUGUCUAAAAUGCCUCAGAUUUUACAUGUCCUUUCAAAUUCCAAGUUGAAGGUGCAAAUUCUAGCGUCUGAACACAGUCAGAAGGUUUGAGAGCACCUGUAUAACCUUAGUGAGGCCAGUCAGGAUAGCAUUAAGGGGAUUAGGGUCUUGGCUUUGUUUUGGGCUUGUGCUUGUUUGGAGUAGCUCUAAGAAGAGCCAGAGGAAGGACAAAACUCCCUUUGGCUCUCUCUGGGUGUUUUAAUAAGGCUGGUUAUAAGCCCUGUUGUUCCAGCAAUUCGAAGUGGUGUGGGAGACGAGUUGGUGUCAGGUUCCCAGGAGAGAUGAGAGAGAGAACAGCGAGAGGGUGAGAGGAGAUAAUAAGAGAGAGAGAGGAAUAAAAAGCUUGUUUUCUUGCUUAUCACAAAAUUUAAAUACUAAUGUUACAUAUCAGAUAAUAUGUCAGAUAAUAAUGGACAGGCUGAUGCAUCAAGUAACACCUUAAGACUGCGCCUAGUCGCUUUGUCAAGGGAUCCUAGUAAGAAGGCAAGACUUUUUCUUAACAGGUCAGUUCCAUUUUGCCUCCAAAUGGAUGUUUUGAUAUUGAAAGGCAUAAAGAGAGUUUAGUGUUAAUUUCAGUCAGUUUUAAACCCCUCUCAAAACUCCUAACAGGAACUGAAACAAGAUUUUAGCCAAUUCACUGUGAUUCAACCGAGUCCAACAACAGGAGGCUGUUGGACUCAGUCUGCCAACAGGAUGAACUUGUGAAAUUUUAGAUAAUUUUCCUUAGUGCAGUAGGUGUUGGAGAUAAAUAAAGCACAAGUCUGCAUCAACAUCAACUUUAGAGACAUUUUUAGUAGAACAUUUUAAAGGCAUGUGAUAUUUUUAGAGUCGUCAUGUUAAAAUAGUAUUAGGUUUUGGGAGUAGACUGGCUUGCGAGGGCAGGGAGGAGGUUGAUGUCGUGGCGAGUUAACUUAACGUCAGAGCCUAUUAAAGUAACACUUGUUCUGACUGAGCACAUGGCUCUUGAGCUUUACCAGAACACUGUCGACUAAGUGGACACAGUGAGCUGUCUGUGCACUGCUGGGCUCAUGCUGGUGCUGUCUGAAUAUUAUCACUUUUCUGCAGAGCCCUUCAAUCAAUGAAUGCAGACCAAGACAUCUGCUAAGAGACAGUUUUGGGGAAAUGAAAUCCUCAUUUCAUACAUUAUACUGUGAGCUGUCAAUAAAUAUAUUGCCCUUAUCCUUCUCUUCUCCCUGGCAACUUAAGAGAAAAUAAAUAUGGAGGAAAAAAGUGUGGAAGAAGAGGGUGGUGGUAUUAUCGAGUAGACAAAAGAGGUAUUUAGAUAGUGAUGGAUGUAGAAAGUCUCUCAGAAAGACGACAAAUUUCAGAUGUCACAUUACAGCUAUGGUCUCUAUAGUGCGACAUUCAAUGUACAGUUGUCUUUACAAUGAAGCCAGAUUAGCCCCAUUAAUCCCCUGCUGCCCCUCGGCAUGUGUGUUACAGAACAUUAUGCCUAAACAAGGACAGCAUUGACACACACUGAUGCUCAUACAUGUACGCACACACUCAUUCUGAGCCAACAAGUGCAGAGGAAGUCUCAGCCCGAGGCGAUGGCUUUAUAAAGAAGGGAAACAGGCAGAGUGAAAUCAGAGUGAUUUGCUAAUGAAGCUUGAUGAACAGCUCCUCUCAUUCUGCUCUUCCUCAUCCUCUUCCUCACUCACUUGCUCCCUGUUUCACUUCUUUACCCUUUCCUCCAUCACUGAAUACAUUUCAGCUAAUUGUGUGCUGCUGCUGAUUGAAGCUCUCUCAGACUUCUGAGCACUGCUGCUGCUCAGAGAGAGAACACUGGAGCGUUUCAUUGCUGCUUGCCUGCUGAAUAUGCACUGAUAGAGGACGUAAAACCUACAGUCAAAACCCUCUCUUUCAGCACUAUGCUAUUUUGUUCUCAUAAACAGGGAAAUGAAACCCUCAUUUUGAAGAGCAUACAGUAUUUUACACCUUCUUAACCUUUCCUCUCUCUGUUUCAUUAUCUCUCUGCUCUCACUGAAAUGACUUUAAUUGGUGAAAAUUAACAAGGGAUUAUUCUGUUAGCUUUUGUAAUGAGUCUGUUUUACCAAAAAGUCAUGUGUUCUGACAGUCAACUGAGUUUGUAGCUUCAUCUUGUGGGCAUGUUCGACAAAUUGCUAAUUGCAUUGUGUGUAAUGACACUAUUGAUGAACCUCUAAAGAAAAGAAAGACAUGAGGUCUUGUAAAUUCACAAUACCAUCAAGAAAAGUAACUGCUAUGUUUUGCACAAGGACACUGUGGCAUGUGACUGUGGAAGCUGGGAUCAAACUGCCAAUCCUCCAUCUGGGAGUCGAUUAACUCCUUGUGGGACAAUAAAGAAAUUCAGAGUCAGAGUCUUAUUCUGAACCAUGUGCACUCACAUGCUAAAUUACCCUUUGGGCUCAAUGAAGAUUACCAAGGGCUGCACGAGUAAUUGGCUUAAAAUCAUAAUCAGAUUUUUUGAUUAUGACGAUGUUAAAAAAAAUUGAAAUCGCCAAAUCGAUGAUCCUCUCUAUCAUGUCUCGUGCCUCCAGGCCACCAUAGGCUCUCCUCCUUACAAAAGCGCUCCCCAGUUCCCACACACACCAGUGUGAACAAACAUGGCGUUUGCAAAAGAAGGCAAUAAUUUUGUGGUUAAACAGGACAAGAGCAAGUCAGAUAUAUGGAACUGGUAUGGCUUCGCAGUUUUAGACGAAGAGCAAACCACUCCCCGCUGCAAAGUCCGUCUGAAGGCGGUAUCAUCCACAUAGAAACGAAUUCAGGAGUAAAUGCUUAAGUUUCAUCCACACGGAAACAGCAUUUUGAGUGACUGCAAAUGGUACUUGUUGAAAAUGGGUUAGAGAGUGCAUAAAUCCAUAAACGACUACCAUGUCUAUCUGUACCUCUUGAAACCAUUAUGUGACACAGAGCGUAACUCUUUUAUGGCUGCUGCACGUCUGGCCAAAACAACCUUUAUACACAUGCUCCAUACUCUUCUUCUAUCUUUAGUGCAUUUCCUCGGCAGUGUUACAGCGCCACUUACUGGCUUGGCAUAUGCACGACAUCAUUUUCAGUGGUUUCGUUUUGAGAGAUAAUAGCAAAAAAUGUUAUGAUUAAAGUGAAGUUUGGUGAAGUCACUGAAUAAAAAAAUGAAAUUGAUUUUUUAGAGAGAAAAAAAUCGGGAUUUUAUUUUUGGCCAAAAUCGUGCAGCCCUAGUUUCACCUCUCGUUGACAGUAAAACAUUAGGUGUCAAAUGUUAUGUUAACUCUGCAAUGGCUGAUAUUUUAGUCAUGAACAAAAGUUAGGGCUGUCAUGAAAUUUGAAGCAUAUCUUGGUUUACAUGCUUAGGAGCAGUCACUUCACAUUUAGUUUCACUGAAGUCCCUCAGUGUCUGCUUUGGGCUGGGCUUGUUAAGGCAUCCAAACAGAUGAUAGCCAGUAUCUCUGAAGACACUUUCGUCGAAACAGGUUUAAUCUUGGGUGGAUGCCACUCCUAAGGAGGGUCUCUUUGUGCAAGAGAUAGAGAGGAAAACAUGAGGUUAAGUGAGGUCUCUGUUUGUGAAGAUUUGAAUAAAUAUUUCCUUUUCCUCCCCUCUUCUCUUCUCAGGGCUCUGGUGUUUAUUGUUCAUGGAGCCGGGGAGCAUUGUGGGCCAUAUGAUGAGAUUGCACAGAGAUUAAAGGAACUGUCCCUGCUGGUGUUUGCACACGACCAUGGUGAGAUUCAAACACACUCAAUGCAUACAUACAAAAUGGAAGCAUUUUCACAUGUACUCAUGGCCUUGAGAUAACUGGUUUUAACACACUGAAAGACAUUACGGUCUUCAAAUGUGAAAAACUGGUCAGUGAUCCAGCAUUUUUAAGAAUGUAGCCUGUGUCAACAAUGCAUAGACCAUCCUUUAGUCCAGAGUUUUGAAGGGACAUUAAGGCCAGCUGAUGUAGUAUGCCUGGUGUGAAAGUCACCAUUGAGUGGAACUAAACUAUGUUAUAGGGGACAACAAAUAGAAAAUAUAAAUAAUGAGUUCUCCCUUUUACUUGGUUAAAUGAUUAUACGCUGUCACCCUCACUAAUCAGCAGUCAUGACCAGUCAGCAUGAGCAGUCAAUUAAAUAGAUUAUUGUAUUUUUUAUGAUUGUAAACCCAAAACAAACAGGGACUGUACCUGGAGUUAGUGACCAUGGUGCCAUAAUGCUAUAAUGUUGUUGUCCUUCGAUAUAAACAAAAACAUAUGACAGUAGUGGGACAGGUUAUUUGGAUCUCGAUCUCGGAGAUACAGUUGUUGAAGCUUGUUAAAAUAGGAUAUAACCACGCGAAUGGAUAAAUGCAUAACCAAUUUAUUUAUUAAGCUACCUGAUGGACUCAAAGGACAUACUGAUUACCCUUCAGGGAUCAAUGAAGUUCUUCUUAUCUUAUCUUAUCUUAUCGCACACACAAAGCUAAUUUGAUAUUAUAAAUCCCGACUCUGUUUAACUCCUGUUUGUCUGUUUCCUGUGUGUUUUGUGGAUUUAGACUUGUCAGUUUGUCAGUUUUACCCUGGUUUUAAAGUGUGAUGCAUGCACAACCUCAUCUGAUCACUCUUGUUAGCAUCCUUGUAAAUGGUGAAGUUGCUCUUCCUAAUCAAAGUAGCUGACUCUAGGCUUUUUUGUCUGUAAUGAGAGGAUGUUUGAAGCCGGUUUUGGAUGUUACAUUUUUAUCCUUUCUAACUAAACUGCUUAAUUUGGAAGGUCUAAUCAGAAGUUGUAUUGCCAACUUGACAGUGGAGUGGUACCUAGAUGGUCAUAUUUUACAGCUUUGGGCCAAAGAUCAGACUGCUGUAUCUGACAGAUGGGAGUAAGGUUGUGUUGCUUGUGCUUGGCUUCAGUGACAGCCCUCCAUCCUCCUCUCUGUCUGAUAACGAGCUUCUUUAAUUGCUGACUGAGGAAGUCGGUUAAGGGGAACAAAUUAGGCCCAGGAGAACUUUUCUUUAUUGUUCUGCAGCAGUGCCACUGUGCAAGUGUAAAAAUGAAGGAUAACUUGACUGGCAGUAUGGAUGAAACUUCAGGUUUUCAUUCAGGUUUUCAGUAAAACUGUUAUCAGCACAGGGGGGAGAAGACAGACCAGUUGGAGAUUCUUUGUAAGGGUGAAGGAGUAAAAACUGGCAACGUUUCAGCAUCACAACUUAAUUUGUCUUGGUUCACCAAAAAUAUCAGUGUCUGAGUGGGCUUUUAAAACCCACAAGACACUUACAGAAAGAAGAGUAACCCUCAAAUCUUUAACAAAUCAAGUCUAUAAAAGCUCAUUAGAGGCAAGGAGAUCAGCAUUCCUGGGAGGGCUGGAGUUACAAGAGCAGCUGUUGAGUGGGAAACAGAGAAGGUUACAGAGAGUUUUUAGCAAUAAAAUGAAAUUCUUCAGUUAAAGUUCUCAAUUACCUGCUCCUGAUGCUAGUAAAAUUAGUGUUAAUCUUUUCUUACAGUUUCAUUUUGUUCGCACCUGAAGGUAAGAAAGGCUAAAACUUGAUGAGCAAAGAUGCAUAUGCUGUAUAUUAAUAUUGGAUUCUCUCCUGUUAACAGAGGAGAAGAAUCCAACAGUCCUGUUGAUCUCCUCUUACUGUAAAAUGGAGCAGUCAUCUGUGUGUGCAGUAAUGUCUUUUUCAUGCUCAAGUCAUCACGACGUUGUAGUUGAUCAGACUGUUAGUGGAUACAUCUGCAAAGUAUCAGCAUCUGUAGAUACUGGACUUGUUCGUGUCUGUAUGCCACGGUGAAUCACUGCCAUACAUGCAUAUGUAGGUAUGAUUAUGAUAAAUUAAAGCCACAGCUACUUUUGUUCAUCAGAUAGAAUAGUAUUAUCUGAAUUCAAAUGAAAAUAUUCCCUUUAUUGGACCGAUAAUGUCAGGAUAGCCUGGUAUAGUGAUGCGUUUGUAUUCCUUGCCUGAAUGAAGCUUUUCUGAGUCGCUUACAUGGUGAGGGCACAUUUCUGCUUAUGCAGUUUCCUAGGUUGAGCAACGUAUGUUUGAUAGAUUUCAACUCAAGAAACUGCCCAGACAUAGUAAUUUCUAAUGGAAAAUGUGAGAUGGGUAAAGAAAUAUGUGCAAACUAAGUGUAUGCUAAGCCCAAGAGCUUUUGGGCAAGGCAAUCACACCCUCAGCUCAGCUCACACGCGGAGCAGGUUUUAAAUACAGCAGGAAUGUGUGAACUCAUGGAGUGUGCAGCAGAUUCUGGCUGUAAAACAACUGCAUGUGUGUUCAGUAAACAGGAGAGCAAGACAAAGAAGUCUCAGCUAAAAGUGUGAAAAUAUUUACAGAGGUAGAGAAUAGUGCAGGCAACCCACAGGUUCUGUGUUGGGCGCGUUCUGUCUCUGUUGCUCUGUCAGACAGCGCACGCUAUCACCCACUGGAAGAGUGUUCGCAGUGUAGCAGCAGUGAAGUGCAGCCCUGGUCAGCUGGACUCAGUAUACAGAAAACAAUAUGCUCACAACAGGUUGUUUUGCCUUUCUGUGGUUGAUUUCCUGCUAAUUUUGUUUUUAUUCUGACUGUUGAGCUUCUAUUGUAUGUGAAAAACAACUUGAUUUUAAAGUUUGGAUUUUUGCAGAUUUACUCAUGUUUCGUAAACUAUGUUUUACUUUGCCGUUACCUUCAGACAGAGUUAGCAGCUAAAAGUCCUGUGGUGGUCCACAUGGAUCAGGGAUAGGCCAUGGGGAUAUUCUGUGUUAAUGAUAAAUCCAUAACCAGGAAGUACUUCUCAUCUACAAGAAUUGAUAAACAAUCAUGCUUGACAUCCUGUCUAGGAUGAUCUUCUCUGUGUACACUGACGCGUGCUGGCCGUGUGCUCCGUUGAAAACAGCCUCAGUGUGUUUCUAUAGCGGAGCAGUGCAUAGAAAUGCUGCUUGGACGGAGCUGAGGCACUUCCUGUGUGCAAUGCUGCAUUGAUUAGAUUGGGAAAAUACUUGUUGCAUAUUGGCAUGCAAUGCUGAUGGAAAGCGCUCAACGCACAUCUUGUAGGUUUUGGGCUUCACAGCCAGCAGAGAUAAUAAAAAGGCUGAGUGAGUGAUGAUGACAGCAAAAUGUCACAUUGAACUGGAAGGUCCCUGUAGACACCAGUUUUCCAUCCAUCUAUCUCAGGACAGCUUCUGUCACAGCAGCUGAAAUUUUGCGUAUUAUUCCUCUGUCACACUGCACUCCUAAUUUGAUGUAUUUCUUUCUAAUUAAAGGACACUUCAGUCUUUUUUAAAUGCCAGCCUGCACAGACUGGAGGUUUCUCCCAUCUGGCACACACUGCAUCUAUUUACCACAUAACAGCCCACAAAUUUGUCAUGCUGCCCACUUGGCUGACAAAUUUCAAGUUUGAAAUACAAAAACAAACUGCCUUUGUUGAAUUUUUUUGAACAAAUAAAAUUAAAUGUACACACAUCACUUUGCUUUCUGCACCAGCACUGACUGAAUAUUUCAUUAUCAGGAAGUGGUGAAAGAAAGUAAUAAUGUACUUUAUUGUGAAAGGCAGAGAUAACAGAGCAGUAGACAGGAACAGCCUGAUGUUGUUUGCUUUUUCAUUAUAGGAAAAUAAUGGAACUCUGACAUUUAAUUAGAUCAGCGCUCGCCAAGUUGCUGAAUUCAUCAGCCUAUGAGGAGAUUGUUUUCCUGCUCAGAGAUCAGUGACUUUUAUGACAGACAUUAAGGCAGCAAACAAGGUAAAAGCAAUCAUAUUGCAUACAUCAUAAAACAGCUAUUACAUCUACAAUAAACACAUUUCAUUCCAUCAAAAACAAACUAGAUUAACAGAAAGCAUGUGCCCAAAUUUUCUGAGUCAUAUUUCUGACAUUUAAUGAAGGACAGCUGAAGAGAGGCAGCAAAUGUAGGGAGUCAAGAGUGGGGGGAGCUACCACUGAGACAAAAACUGUACCCUUAUGGGGUACAUGCUUCAACUGCUGAGCCAACUACCACACCAGUGUCCCAAAGUGUUACACUAAAAGAACACAUUUCUGCUGGCUCUUAGUGCAGCACACUGAGGACUCUGACUCUGACCUACUGCAGCUUUAAAAGGUCCAAUGUGUAGAAAUGGGAAUACUAAUGGAUAUCUAGCAGUCGGAUACUAGAUCAACAUGCUCCCUUGCUCACUCCUCCACCAAUAAGCAAUAGUGGCCUUUGUGGAUAAGAAGCUCCUGUGAUGCAUGACAAGUAUUAUCUUCCAUUUGUCAAGUUUUUACAAUCAAAAACAUCUGUUAAUACAGACUUUUUAACAAACUACAACAAUUGUCUUCUGCUUCGUCUCUGGCUCAUGACCAUUAUAUUUACAACAUGUACUGUAUGUCUCUAGUCUGUCCUUUCUUUGCUAUUGUAGAAAAAUGAUGGUGUCACUGGGUGACAUAUGUCGUUCAUUUGCCAAGUCCUGAAGGAAGAAUCACUCCCCUGCCCUGAAAAACUCACCUCUCCGUGUAUCGCUGUCGGCAAACAACAACACAGCAGCAUGCCCACUAAACAAGCGCAGGUCGUCGUUCUUUUAUAUCACAAAAAAGUGGAGCGAUUAAAAAUAAAUAAACAUCACAGCUGUAGAGGGGAUUCUGCUACUUUUAAAGAUAUCAAAUAGCGUAUUUCUUUAAAUCGGCUGAAAUUAAAUCCUUCUUGCAGGAAAGUUUUUACUCAUGUGUUCAUGUAAAGGCACUAUAAUGCUCUGUUUUAUCUUAGCCUCAGUGAAUAAACCGGUGUUCAGCAGUAAGUGAACGACACUACACCCCCUCCCUCCUCUACCUAAAGUCAUUCGAAAGUAGUUCUUUUCGUUCACCAUGUGGUUCACUGACUGAAACAUUCCAUUCACGUACUGAUAUACAUGUCGUUCACUGACUGUUUCGUUCACUGACUGAAACAUGUCGUUCACGGACUGUUUCGUUUACUGACUGAUACAGGUCGUGCACAGACUGUUUCGUUCACUGACUGAUACAGGUCGUUCACAGACUGUUUCGUUCACUGACUGAAAUAUGUCGUUCACUGACUGUUUCGUUUACUGACUGAUACAGGUCAUUCACAGACUGUUUCGUUCACUAACUGAUACAGGUCGUUCACAGACUGUUUCGUUCACUGACUGAUAUAUAUCGUUCAUUCGCUGUGAGUGAAUCACGAGACUCCGCCCGCCCGCUCGCUGGCUGGCUGGCUGUGUGUCAUUCGCCAGAGUCAGAGGUGGCAGUUUCACUCCCAACCGGCAUGCCAGGCUCGCGGCUGAGCUCAACUGAACUGUAAAAGGAAUGAAUCAGGUCUCAGAGUGAUUCAGUUCACGUUGUUUACCCAGCAGUUUUGUCCUUUUGAAUAAAACGUUCAUGAACGACACAACACCAAUGUUCAUGUGGCAUUUUUCUGAUGCUACAGGAAAUAUCAUGAGAAAACUGUGUGCAAAAUAACAUUUCUGAAUAUUACUGCAUUCAAAUCGCUGUUAAUCUCUGGCAGACCCAAACGGCAGGUUCAGAAUGAUAUUUCCUACGUAGCAAAUCCAAGCUCUGACCCCCAGAGCCCUGCUACGCAGGCCAGACUCUGAGAAAUAGAGAGGAUGAUUGCGGAAGAAGCCUUUGCAUUAGCAGAUUACAAUGCUUGUAGGAAAGCCAAUUAUGAUCUUAGCUUUCAUCAUGUCCCUAAAGACAUUAGUGUCCGAGAACUGAAUAGCUCCUAUGUUACCUGCCACUUCUACUACACCGGCAAUGUUGGACUGUAAGCGAGCAUGAAGAGGAGUGUACAGAGCAGCACUGUCUCCGCCCACGACUCGCAGACAACUUGCUAAUGAGCUACUGGAGCUCUGCAGAAGAAUAGACCUUGAAAAUGACAGGUAACGUGAUUUUGGCUGAAAACUUCAAAAUCACAAUUUACAAACCACUGAGAGCACUUUAAGGAGUUGAAAAAACAAUCAGAGUGGGACUUUAAACACACUAGCAAAUAAUGUUUGCAAAUAAUGUAAUCCAUUUCUACCCAAUCUGUUUGUUUAAAUGCUUCCUAAUACUACACACUGCACCUUUAACACUGAAACAAAUAGUUUUUAAACAGUAUACAGACACUCACUAAAUUGUUUAUAAAGCCUAUGAUAGCCAUAAUAGUGAUAUUACGAUAUGCAGCUGGAAAGGCUUUUUAAAUGUAGUAUUUUACAAAUUUGUAUUGUGCUUCAAAACAAUAAUUUGAUAGUGUGGUAUUGUUCAUUAUAAGCUUUAACAGGGUGUUUUACUCAUCAGUUUCUAUAAGAGAAGUUAUUACUCUGAACAAAUAUGUUGCCAAAACUUUUUUAACACUAAAGCACACUAAUGUGCCUUAGUGCCUUACUAAAACAAGUGCAACAAGAGUUGAAGCGGAGACUGAACAUGGCAAAGCUGGAGUACAAAAAGAAGACAGAGAAUAAUCUACAACACAGCAACAUCCGUGAAGUGUGGAGAGGAAUCAGUAUCAUCUCUCGACACAGCAGUCAAAAGAAAAGACAUCCAGUGGUGGGUGAUGUGGAAAGAGCUGAUAAACUCAACCUGUUCUUCAACAGAUUUGACACUGCUGUCACUUCCACUUCCACUCCUACUUCACCUUCCUCUCUGCAACAAAUCUCCACUACAACUUAUCCCCUUCCUCCUCCAUCUCAUUCAAAUGUCUCAACCCCUUCAACUGCCUCCCUCCUAGAGCACCAGUCCUUGUCUGUCACCAAAACAGAGGUGAGGAUGGAGCUUGGAAGACUUGGUCCUGGAAAGGCAGCUGAUCCAGAUGGUGUGUGUCCAAGGCUGCUUAGAGACUGUGCUGCAGAACUGUGUCAACCUCUCCACAAGAUCUUCAACCUGAGUCUACAGCUGGGGCGGGUACCUGCUCUGUGGAAAACAUCCUGCAUUGUGCCAGUACCAAAAACAAAAUGUCCUGCUGAACACAAUGACUACAGACCAGUGGCCCUCACUUCACACAUCAUGAAAACUCUGGAGCGGCUGAUUCUACACCCUCUGAGGUCUGAGGUCAAAGACAAACUGGAUUCCCUGCAGUUUGCAUACAAAGAACACAUUGGAGUGGAUGAUGCUGUCCUCUACAUGCUUCACCGUGCCCUGUCUCAUCUGGAGGAACCUGGGGUUUAUGUGAGGAUCAUGUUCUUUGACUUUUCAAGUGCAUUCAACACCAUCCAACCUACCAUACUCAAAGACAAGCUCACAGAGAUGGGAGUGGAUCAUGCCUGUGUUUCCUGGAUCGCAGAUUACCUGACAGGAAGGCCGCAGUUUGUCAGGCUGGGGAACUGUGUUUCUGGGACAUUAAUGAGCAGCACAGGGGCUCCACAAGGGACAGUGCUGGCGCCAUUCCUGUUCACACUGUAUAUGUCAGACUUCAAAUACAGCACAGAGUCCUGCCAGAUCCAGAAAUACUCAGAUGACACUGCUAUUGUGGCAUGUAUCAGAAAUGGAAAAGAAGCUGAAUACAGAGAUCUGAUAAGAGCCUUCAGUGACUGGAGUCACAAAAACUGCCUCCUCCUCAGCACCUUAAAGACAAAGGAGAUGGUCAUAGACUUCCGUAGAUCCAAACCCCGUCUUCAGCCAGUGAACACCUGUGGAGUGGACAUCGAAGUGAUGACAUCAUAUAAAUAUCAAGGUGUACAUCUGGAUAAUAAGUUGGAUUCGUUUAAGAGUAUAGACUUCAUCUACAGAAAGGGGCAGAGCCGCCUCUUUUGCCUGAGAAGACUCCGAUCAAUAGACAUCUGUAGUAAGACGCUGCAAAUGUUUUAUCAGUCUGUGGUGGCAAGUGUUUCUGUUCUACGCUGCAGUCUACUGGGGAAGAAGCAUCAAACACAAAGAUGCAAGACGUCUUAACAAAUUGGUAAAAAAGGCUGGCUCUGUGGUUGGACUCAAGCUGGACUCAGUGGAGGAUGUGGUGGAGGGAUCUACACCGAGGAAGGUGGAGACUAUUCUAAAGAACAUGUAUCACCCACUUCACAACACCUUGAUGGACCAAAGGGCAAAUGGUGGUGGACGGCUCCUCUCUCUUCGCUGCAGGACAGAAAAAUUUAGAAGAUCCUUUGUACCAACAGCCAUCAGGCUUUAUAACUCUUAUGUAAAUAAUAGAUAACUUUUAUAGACAUAUUACGUUAGACAACAGACAAUUGAAUUUCCCUUCAGGGAUCAAUAAAGUUCUUCUUAUUCUUAUUCUUAAUGCUUUUUUAUAACUUAAAAAGCAAGUCAGAUCAUCGGCGACAAGGUUGAUUUUUAUAUUGUAAGUUUUAAUGUCUGGAAGCUGUGUAAGGGGGUAGGUAGGUGUCAACUAAACAUCUGUAGAACUCACCUGUUUUUACAAUUUACCGCAUAAAAAAACUGACUAUUAAUGAUAGAUUUCACUGUCAGAAGUCAGUUGGAGAAAAUUUUCGUCAGAAGACACUUAAAACUUGAAGGGGAGAAUAAAAAGAAAGAACUGUCUAUUCAAAAAGGGUCACCCUGUGUCAUCAUCUAUCAAAUGACAACAGUGCAGUAAUAACUUAAGAACCUUUAUCUCUUUCUUCUAACUUUUCAAGAUGUCACCUGGGGCUUUAAGAGACAAUAAAUGACGUAUUGCAUCAUCACCCUAAAGGGAGAGUUGGGUUAUUAGUGUUCACUAUACAGUUUGGCUCCUGUUUGAAGGAGCUGGCCAGGGCUCCUACAGAGGCUAAGUUACGUGUGGCAUGUGGUCCAGAGUCACAUGUAUUUAGUCUUUGAAAAGAGUCUCACAUCUUAAAAUCCUUACUGCUCAAACAUACUGUAUAAUUUUAAUUACUUCGCCAUGCCACCUGAACAUCAGACAACCUUUUCCCAAUGCUCUCUCACUACACACAACAUCCCUGUGUGUUUCUGGGUGCAGCACAUUAUAUAAGACAGCUGGAUCAGCACAUAAGAAUAACAAUGCACUGAUUUCAUUUACAACAGGGGCAUAAUACACUCACUAUUUGUCAGAGCCUUAUACACCUUUAAAACCUUGAACUAUUCCUUUAAGUUCUAAGACCUUAUGGCAAAGAAAAAAGGUCUGUUUUUAAAGAGCAUUGUGUUCUACAGUGUGCUCAUGUGUGAAUACAUGUGUGUGUUCAUUGGAGUGUAAUAACAAUAGAUGUGGGUUCAACAGAGUGUGCGCUCAUCGAUCUGGGGGAGGGGAUAUUGUGUGCAUCGAUCUAGAAGUUUGCUGUACUCCAUCAUUCUCUGCUGCUCUUACUGGACAUUGAUUUUUCUUCUAUAUUGACACUGAUAAACAAACAGAACGCUUAAAGACUUUCACUUAAAUACAGCUUAUAUUUAUACAGUACAGUACUAAAAUACACAGGCACACACUUGAAGAUCACAGAGUGAGAGAAGGUGUGAGCUGCACAUGUUGUGAAUGUUUAGGAGCUCAGCUGUGUUAUUUGUUCAUUGGUCACCAUGGUAACCUAGCUCACCUCUCAGAGGGCUUUAGGAGAGUGCAAAAACACAUGAAUGCAAACACACAUGCAUAUUCAUGUAUAUUCCUCCUCUCCAUCUGUCAAUCACAUUUCUCCUCUGAUGUCCCUGCUCUUUCCUCUGAUCUUCUUCUUCAUGUUCUUGUCAGACCUUUUUGCUCUUUCCCUCUCAUUUAUAGAAAGCUACAUGUCAGUCCCUCCCUUUCAUCAUACAUGACUCCUUGCUUUACCAGAUUAUGGUCUUCUAGCUAUCUUGAAAGUGGUUCCAAGGCUUGUACUGUAAAGAUGUCCUAGAAUCUUUGGACUUGGCAGCUGUUUUCUUCCCGAUCAAAAAAAUGUAAACAAAGAUUUGCUGAUAUAAGAAAAUGUUUUGUUUAUCCUCAUGCAGACAGUCUGGGUUUGAUACCAACCUCCCCACUUCCUCCAUUUCCUUCUCUAUCCACCACCCUGUGUUCUAUUUCAUUUAUUUGGCACACAUAAAGGAUUGCAUAAAAUCUUAUAAUGGAAAUGGAAAUGAUGUGUCUAGAGAGGUCAAGAAGCCAAGGACUUCACCUUUCAGAAAAACCCAUCUAUCUUUUGCUGCUUUUCCGGAGUCAGGUCGCAGGGGCAGCAGCCUAAGUGAGAAGCCCACACCUCUCUCCCCUGGCCACUUCAACCAGGUCUUCCCAGGGGACCCUGAGGCAUUCCCAGGCCAGCUGAAAGCCAUUGUCUCUCAUGGGUGUCUAGGUCUUCUCAGUGGUCUCUUACCAGUGGGACGUGCCCAGGACACCUCACCAGUGAGACGUCCGGGAAGCAUGCUGUUCAGAGAUAAAUGAUAAAAAUGAAAGACACAAUGUGUAAUGAACACAUUCAAAACUCAAGAGACUGACAAUAAACAAUCCAGUUAUUUUUUACCUAAACAAAAAUCUUAUCAAAAUCAUAAACUCACUAUGAAGUUGAUGAAGAAGAGAGAAAAGUUGUGAUACAAGACAACAAAGACUAGACAUCUUAAACUACAUGUAAUGACAAUUUACUUUUUUACUUCAGGCUUCCAAGAGAAGAUAAGAACAGUCAAUAUGUGAGUCCUACUUUGAGCACUCAUAUAAAAAAAAACUCCUUUAUGCAAAGGUCCUUUAUUAAAACAUUAUUCUCUGUUGAUCUUUUAUUGCCACUUUUAAGAUACAGAUGCAGUAAUGAGGGAAGAACAGUCUGUUCAGUCACUUGUUCUCGUUUCUUUUGAUACAGAUAAAUUCUAAAUCUCUUAAAAUCGCAGAAGCCAUAAAAAUCUCUACCCUCAUCACACCUUCAUACUUUCAUAUUGACCCCACUGAGACGUCCUGGUGUGUCACUUCACAACAUGUUCCUGCUCCCAGGGAUCUUUGUAACGCCUGUUUGGUGAUUUUAAAUGUCAUUUUAACUUUGAAUUUCUCUGUGCCUCCCUCAACUAUAUUUCUUGUCUGCAUCCCUUCAUCACUUCAUUCCUCCUUAUCCUCACUGCUGUCUCCACAUCUAGUCAUCCGCCUUCUUUUGAGCUCCUUCCUGUUUUCCACCCACCCCUUCUCAAGAUUGAUCCACUUUCCACAAGUCUGAAAGUCAGCACCACAGUCUCUCAAGCUUUUCUGGCUGAAAAAAAUAAAGACAUAUCAGAGUUUUGUGUAACACAUCAGAAAUAACAAGUUAUAAAUAUUUUGGAAUCCAUCUGGAGUUUAACCGAGGGAAAUCUUCAAAACUUGUCUUAUUUACCUAGUUUGUACUUUCAAACAAGUUACGAAACAUUUCUGAUAUUUGUUUAUCUCACAGGCUGUGGCUCUAGUUUUAAGAAAAGCAAGUGAUGCUUUUUGAUUUAGGAUGAAAUCAUGAGCCCAUGGUCUUGGAUCUAUUAUCCUCUUUUGUUCUCCUUUGGUACUGUAGGAGUUUACUUUGUCUCCUCACAUCUGCCUCUUGUUCUCCACAGUUGGUCACGGUCAGAGUGAAGGAGACAGGAUGAAUGUCAAAGACUUCCAGGUAUACAUCAGAGACUCCCUGCAGCAUAUUGACCUGAUGAAAAGCCGCUACCCUGACCUGCCCAUCUUCAUCCUGGGUCACUCCAUGGUAGGGGCCGUUCUCUACUUUACUUGUUGAGAAAUCAGGAGGAAUUUUUGUGUCCAUUUCUUUUUUUUCACUGAAGUCACAUGAUUAUGACACUGAAACUCUGAUCCUUAAAGCCUCUUUUGCACACUGACAGGGGGAGCUGGUGUGCCUUGAGUAAAAAACUGCAUAAAAACAGGGUGUGCUGAAUUUUGAAUGGAGUCAUUUCUACUUACUUUUAUAUAAAUAUAGGAUCUGUAUACUGGCGCCUCAGUUUUCAACAUGAGCAGUGUUCAGGUUUCCUAUAGUAUUACUUUUUUGUCCUAGUGGCACUGACUAUUCACCUAUUUUCCCCUUUUUUACAAAUCUGCAAAAUUUAAAAACUGUAAAUUACCACACAAUUACCUUUUUGGGGCUCCUACCAGCAUCAAACCUCUCUGUAUGCAUGUGUGUCAAUUAACUAGCCAGUCUUUAUUGAUAGAGCCCCAGUUCACAACAUACGUUAUCCCAAGAUGUUCAACAAAAAGGCUGGUCUUGACCAGACUCUACUUUCAUAGACCAAAUGUCAAGACAGGAUCAGACUGUAAGAACAGACCCACUCCCAUCCCAUCUUCAACCACAUGAGUGAACCACUUCACAGCGUUUAACAAGUCACAGUGAAGUGGAAGAACUUCCUUUAACAGGCAGAAACCUCGAGUUGAACCAGACUCAUGUCAGACAGUCAUCUGCUGAAACUGAGCUGGGUUUAGAGAGGGGAGAGAGGGAGAUAGAGAAAGAGAGAGAUGGACAGAGGAGAGACUGAUGUUUGCAACCUGUAACAUGAUAAAGCUCAGAGACUCCCAGAAAACCCCCUACUGUUAAACUGACACUGACAUGAAAUGAGUGAAAAAGCAGUACUCCAAGAUAUUUGAUGGACACAGAAAAGGUCUCAGAACAGAUAAGGAAGUCUUGGCAGGGAGACAUUUACCACUACCUUCUAGCUACAUUGGAAUUAGUUAAAAGUCAACAUCCAUUCCCAGAGGCAUACAGUAUAUUGCAUUUCAUUGUCAGCUCAUGACUGAGGAUGACUGUUGAUUGGUUAAGAUCUUAUGAAGUUUAGAAAUGAAACUCUCUUGGGCAAUGUAGUGACUGUAAAAUCGACUCACUUUGUGAGACCGACAACAGGGAUACACUUUGGGCUCUAUUUUCGUGUCCGCCGGUGUGGCGGCAGAGGGUGGCGGACCCCGUGCAGUGGUAUUUUUGUCUGGCGGAGCCCAGCACACAGACAGUUUGGUAUUUUCGUGGACUGAGGCGCACCGAGGUCCGCCAAGCUGGGCGUGGUGGCGAGGCAGGGGGAGGGGUCGACAGAAUCAGCGGGUGAAGUGACAUUUUCGUGCUUGCCAGUGGCGUGUAUAGUACGCUGGAAGCUCGCCAAUUCAAACCUGGUCAGCUUUCAGCGCAGGCUAAGCGGAGCUGGUCUAGAGGUAUUUUAGUAGACCGGCGGCGUAUCGGCAUACGUCACUGAUGCCUCACUGGCAGGUUUCCACAGUGUCAGGCACAUUUCAGUGCAAUAAAUAAUCAACAACUAUUAAUCUGAGUCAGCACAUACAUUUAGAUCUAUAUAGAUAUAUUCUGAUCUAUAUCUGAUCUGAUGAGUGCGUUUGGCACGCAUUUGGACACACAACCUGACCGAAUCAACACAACUGAAACCGCAUUAAAUUAAAUUAAAUAUCUAGUAAAUAGACACACAUAAAGAAGUUAAGAAGAUAUGUAAUUUGUCUCCCUACCUUUCUUUCUUCCUCUUCCUCUUAUUUCUCGCGCAGCUCGACCUGGACACGUCUCCAUGUCCUCUCGGUGUCCUCUCCCCGUCCUGCUGCAGCUGCUGCCGCAGCGGCUGAACAGAUGAUUUGUUUCAGUGAUCAGAUGAAUUGUUUACUUUAAGCCUACAUACGAAUAUUAUAAUAUUCCGUUUUGUGAGCCAAAUUCAUUUUAUAUGCCAACAUCUAUGAAAGAAAGUGCCAGGCCACGGAGCGCGAUUCAUCAUUACGCAAAGAUGGUUCCGAUUUUAAUGCCAUUUUUGGAAUUUAUGAUGUGAUCUGUGCGCACAACCCACCUUUGUCACUUGAGGUUUGAAUAUAUGCAACUUUAUGUGAGUGUCUUUAUUUGUGGAAAAGGGUGUUUGUCUUACCAGUGGGUUCAAACUUACACACACCAAAUCCAUAUGUGCUUAUAUGAGACAGUGUGAAGGAGGCCCUCUGCAGCAUUUACAGCGACACUUGUUGAGGAGCUGCCUUCGGUUGCCAUCGUGUGGCAUUACUGUCUUUAGACACCUCUUGAUCUCUUUGACUACUUCACGAAAAUUGUAAUAUGCCUCGCCGGUGGCGGAUUUACAGGCGAGGAGAGGAGCUGAUGUUAUUGGUCAAUACAGGUCUUGGCUGUGUUAAACCCACUCCACGCCCUCUCUCCUCCCUUGCUACGACUUACGCCGCUGGGAGGAGCUGAGUUAGGGAGGGGGGAUACGCCAGGCUGUGCCGCUCACCAAAAUACCAAAUUGUGCUUGGGAAUGCUUUGUCGGCGCGGUGGACCUGACUUACGCUGCGCCUGCGUCACGUCUCUGGGGAGGCACGAAAUAGAGCCCUUUGUGUUACCACAACACCAAUCAGCUUUCUUUUCCUACAGAGGAGACCAUUGUAAGUUCAGAAACUAUCUGGAUUCAUCCCUCAAAAAUAUGAGUAAUCUAUGAUGAUUUAUGACUUGGUGAAAAAGUGUUACUUUUGUUGUUACCUGAUCAUGCUGGGUGGAAGCUGCCAUUUUUAACUUGAUCUGUUGACUAAUUAGAGGCAUUGUCUACAAUUAGCUGACCUGUAAAGGUAUAGUUAAAGCAAGGGCAGCCUGAAGCAGAUGUUACAUUAUAGAAACACGACAAUUGUUUUGAAUGGACUCAUCCAUAACCAGGAAGUAUUUCUCAUCUACACAAACUGAUAAACAGUCAGGAGUCCGCAUAUGGUGUUUUAUUUUGGAAUUUACUGGAUGACUUGCCCAUCUCCCAUGUGUGACAUCCUGCAAAGGACGAUCUUCUUUGUGCAGAUUAAUGCGCGCUGAAUGCGUGCUCCAUCAUUAAUAGUCUUGGCGCAUGUCUUAAGCAGAGCAGCGUGUAGAGAUGCCUCUGGGACGUGGCUGAUACACGCUUCAGCACUUCCUGUGUGCAAUUAAAAUGGUUGAUUAGAAGGGAACGUAUUUGCUGCAUAGGACAUGACGCUGAUGAUGGGUUCUGGGCUUCAAACAUCAUUUUCUAUAUAAUUUAACCAUCAAUUGCAUUUUCAGAUAAUAAAAACUUAUAAUUAAGACAUUAUAAUCAGAGUUAUCUUAAAUAUGGGUCAAUUCAGUUGUCUUGAGCAUUUACUGCACAAGAGUGGACAGGGUGAUAAUGCCAUUAAUCCAGGGGAGUUUUGCUGCUUCUUUUCACUGUUUGUGUACAUAACCAGUAUUAUAAUUUUCUUCGUUGUGUUUCUAUUUUAAAACAUCUGUAUACAUUGUAUAGUGAUGUUAACUCAUGAAAAUUUAAGGAUCUCUUUGACUACUUCACGAAAAUUGUAAUAUGCCUCGCCGGUGGCGAGGCAUAGUUAUACAGAGUUAUACAGAAAAAUAUCAGGAUUUAUUCAUGUAAAGGGGUUUCAACAUUUGCUUGCUUUUACUGUUUUGUGCACAAUUGCACAACAAUUUUUCAGUGCUCCUUGUACAGUAAGCUCUACACACAGAAAAAAGCAGCUGCAUGAAAUUCAAAGGCAAGCCCUGUUUGAGCACAGGAAUGAAUAAUACUGACAUCAGUGUGAAGGGUUUUCUGCAACAUUGUGACAUUCAAAUAAAAGGAAGGCCCACACUCCUCUUUCAGCGUGAAGUAGUUUAAGUCCAAAAAUAGACAGCCAUGAAAAAGCAGAGAGCAUGUUGUUCUGCUCAGAGCUUAACCAGUACAAUGAUAAUCAAUCAAUCAUCUUCAAGGAGGGACUGGAUUAUACAGUGACAUUUUUAAAACACCACGCUUUGAUGACAUUUUAUUUGUCUGGUUCAGUGAACAUCAUUUCUGUGUCAGGAUGAAUCCUGUAAUCUUAUAAGAGUUCAGGAAAGGACACUAUCAUCAACCCUUCUCAAAGAAAACUCCCGCUUACCUUUUACACAGUGACACAGAUUUGACACAGCGUGGAGCUGCUGGGCACUGUUGGUCUCCAGUGGAAAAGCUGCAGGUUCAGUGACCUGCUUGAGGGUAAUGUUGCUGUGUUAACAGAGUACAGCCAACCAGAGAGGCACAUCAUGUAUUACUGGUGUUCUGAUGCUCUGUUUGUGUCUGUCCAUUUUGGAUGGCAGUCCGUUAUUAUUCAGUUGUAUUCUGACAUUCCUCCACGCUUAUUGAAACACAUUAAACAAUGCAGUGAGUGUUAAAAUGUUAUUUUGAUGACAUUAUAAUAAACAUUUCUUUAGCAAGGCGAAUUUGGGGCUGCAACUAAGAGUUAUUUCAUUAUUCAUGGAUCUGCUGUUUUUCAGUUAAUCAUCUACAGUUGCAUUUCACCUCAGGUUUUUAUUUGGAGAUUUUCUGGAUGGGGGGGGGGUUAUUACAUUAGAACAGAGAGAGGAAGGGUGGGAGACAGUGAGAGAGAGGACAACAGGCAGCAAAGGGCCAUGGCUCGAAAUAAAAGCUGCAGCAGCGAGGUUCCAGCUUGGGUACAUUGUGGUAGGCUGUGCAAACUUUGGGUGAGCAAUCGGAGCAGCCCAGGGUAUGGUGUUUAUUUGUUUACUGUGAGAAAGUUAUAUUAAAGGAAUAAAAGAUGAUGGAGCUUCAGCCUUAAGAAAAAAAAGAGAGAAAAAAAAACAGAAAUACUAAUGUAUAUUUGAGCAGUAAAUAUGUGGUCACAUUAGUUUGUUAUUAAAGUCAGAGUCAGUCAAACAGCAGCUGUGCACAGACUGUUACUAUUACUGUCACUGUGGUUGUCAGGCAACCAUCACCUUUGUAAGAUAGACAGCACACAGAGGUAUAGCUUAUCAAACCAACCAAGAUGUAACAACACAGUUUUGGGUUCUAUGACUCUGAGUAACAUUUCAACUUGGGCUUCCAACAAAGCAAAGCCAGUUUUCCUCUGAUUGCUGGAUUUAUGCUAAACAUUCCUUUUUGGUUCAGACUCUGUAAAUCUAUACUAGGGAUGUUCUUGUUUAAUCGAGUAGAUGAAUAAACAUCAUUACCCUUACCAGCCAGCACUGAUCAUUGACUGGUUGAAUAAUUAUUUUUAUUUAUUUACUGGUUAUGCACUAUGUCUAAACUGCACUACCACCUGUAAUUAGCCAGGCUGUAGCUCCUGUUAAUGGCUAUUGCUCUUAUGGUAUUAUACUCUUCAGGCCAUACAAAAAUGAGCUGAUAGCAUGUCACAGCAAGGUUGUUUAGCAGUAUUUUGAUCCAGAAAAUGGUGAGUAUGUUGUAUGUUGGUUGUGUCUGCUCAAAUUAUCACAUCCAUAGACUUUAUAUGCUGUGGACGACUUGGCUCCGCCUUCCGUCAUUAUUCGAAUUUGAAGCCAAAUUGCCCUCAGUAUUUCCAGGGUUUUCUCCACUUCCUGGAACCACCACUUUAGCAGUAGUAUUGUAUGUACUCGGCGGGAGAGUCGCUGUGAUGACCCUCGACUCAAACAGCGUUUCCCCAGGGUGAGCUACACAAUCUUCGUACGCCCAUAGGCUGUAUCAAGUGUCAACCAGAGAAGAACAUCAACCCCCCUAAUAACUUUUUAAAAAUGGAGCUGCACAGAACAAAGAGGACUUGAGCACAAACCAGUCUGACAGUAACUAAAGUUUGUCCACAGCUCCAUAGGGAUUGCUGGAGGAGGCAGGAUUUAUGACCUACACUGCAGCCCGUCACCAGAGGGUGCUGUUCUCGGGUGGCUUCACCCAGUGAGGAGUCCGAGGGCGUCCAUUCUAUAUAGUGUCUAUGAUCACAACUAUGUCCAGACCAUUGUAUAACCACCACACAAAGGAUAUCAAACUGGGCCAGUGUCGGGAGUUUGAAGUUUGAAUAGUUUCAAGGAUUAAAAAAUUAGUAGCCUUAGAACAACUCAACAUAUUACGGUGACAUUUCAUUAUACUUCAUGUGCAAUAGAAAACACAUAAACAACACAUAAUAUAAAUAUUUCCAAAUGGAAUAUUAUAGUUUAUAUAGUAUAGUAAUAUACAUGUUUUUAUUGAUAUUGUCGUAAAUUUUAUUACUUAUUGAUGUGUUUUAUUGUUAUUGCUUAACUCUGUACAGCGUCUUUGUGUUUUUGAAAAGCGCUUUACAAAUAAAAUGUAUUAUUAUUAUUGUUAUUAUUAUAGUGAAUAAACCAUCAAAAGGCUUCAUGUUUUUCAUAGGAACAUGCUGCAUCUCUGAUGACUGAAACAGCAGUCAUCAGAGAUGUUUGCUGAUUCCUCUCGGAAGGAAAAGCUUAUUUUAGGCUUAUGUAACUACAGCUCUCACCACUGUUAGGUAAUUAUAGGCAAACAUUCACUUUUAUACAAAUAUUGUUUCCUGUUCCUGCUAAUAUCUCUCCCACAUGCUUGACUACUGAAAGUAUAUUUGCUUGACAUAUAUCAGGGAGCUGUGCAGAGGCAUUUUAAAAAUCUUGUGGCCUUAUGAAAUCUGCAGACAUACAGCUUCAGUAGAAUGUUCAUUGAGAAAAAUUACAUAAAGGCUGUGCAGCUUAAAAGCCGGCAAGGGAACUAUUUUUAACUGCUCAGUUUAUUCAUUUUUUUUCUUAGAGCUGCAUUCAAUAUCACUCCUCGCACUGUUUUUCUCUGUGACCCACUAACUCUCAGCACGACAAACAAAGCACAAACAGUAGUGAUUUGUUACAUAAUAAACCGUUUCUGCCAGUGUUUUGUAGGUCAAUUCAAUGCCUUAGCCAAAGAGCCUUUCUCUAUUGGUAGAACAAGCCACUCAGAUUCUGUAUUUUUAGAGAAUGAACCUAUGGUUUCAUGAAUCUUGUGUAGGUAGCUCUAGCAUGGGUAAAGUAUUCUGCAUUGCACCGAAAUGAAGUUUAAUUUCCUGUCAGAACACACAAUGUUUCUAGUCUUUUAGCUCACAACUGGAAAACUUUUUUUUUCUGUGAACAACUCAUUCUUUUUUUUUCUGAAAAUGUCAGUACUUCUGUUUUUGCUUAUUAAGAAAAUCUUAGCAGCAGAGGUACUCAUUCACUUAUGAAUAUGUUCAAGAGGCAUCACAUCUAGAAUACAGGUGACCUUUAUUAGUUUUUCCACAUUAAGGCUGUACUCUGCUGGGGUGCUGUGAAAUUGCCCUCAUUUUUGAGUGCCUUGUUAUUGGAGGAAAUCUUAAACAAGAAAACACAGAGGAAAGACCGGUACACCAGUUUGACUGAGCCACAAAUUCAUCUACAGACUGCAACAAAUGAAAAAAGUAGUCUCUUUUUUUUACUAAGACAUGGACAGGCAAAAUGAUCAGUGCUCACAGUGCAAAAAGAUGAGAAAACAGUAGUUAUCUAACCUCAACACUUAUGAGCUCAUGAACACAGUGGGUUUUAUUAUGGUGCUGUAUUUUUUAGUUCAAUGACUUACAGUGAACAAAUUCAGUGGAGGUUUGUUUUGAUUGAAAAAACUCCUCAAUUUGAGAAAAAUAGCUAGUCAAAGUGUGCGCUCCGUUACUGAUGGCUAAAUUGGCUGCAGGUUGUAGGUACUUGCCUUACGAUUAUAUUAAUGGCUACCCAGGCUGAGCCACACCAGUUGCUAGCAGGACUGUAAUUCAACAUGGCAUAAACAGAUGUUACCAAGAAGGGCUAAACAGCUGCAGAGAAACCCCACAUUUUGGACUUUGCUAAACAUGUAUGAAAUCCUCUCUUAGAAAAUCAGCUGAAGACAUCCAAAAGAGACUGAAUGUUACACACUGGUGUGACUUGCGUGUUCAAUUUUACAGUUGUUACAUUUAUCACAAUAAUGUCAAUCAUUGAUCUAUUUUACUGUGGUUGAUUAGUUUUAAUAUCAAACCCUAAGAAUAAUAAACAGAUUAAAAAAUGUGAAUUUGUUAUAACAAAUGAGAGCAAUUAUUUGGAUGGACACCAGAGUUUAUUCUGCGUGCUUUCACACUUGUCGCAGUCAGGUGUAGCUAUGCUUGCUAUCAGCUGCUUUCACAUCACUUUGCGCUAAUUCAGUGUUAUGUUGGAUUUAGGAGAAAAAUACAUGCCAAGCCAUCCUGUAAAAUAUAAAGAAAAAAUAAAGAUAAAAAAUAACAACUGUGAGAUAGAGUUAAUAUACAUCUCCUUAAUUUUCAUUUAUCCCAUUUCAUAAUGUAAUGGGGGCUAAAAGAAUAUUGAACGAUAUUGUUGUACAAUUCACUUCCUUACAUUUUGCAGGUCUAGUGAAUGGAUAAAUUGGUGAAGGAUGACUGUUGUUUGACCUUGCAGCUUAUAAAGUGUUGCCAUUUUUUGCAUAGCUUUGUUAUUUACGUCUGCAGGAUUCAGGGCUUUCGGGGGAACAAGAAAACCGCUGAUGCAGAAAAGGUAGUUUUGACUUUAAUGAUUUCUGAGAAGACUGCAGUUAUGAGACAGUUUUCCAUCACAGCUUCUUUGAUUCUGAGAGAUACGUUUUGUGCGGAUUUAGGCCAUUACAAAAAUGUAUUCAAAUUCUUUUCUGCUUCAGAGCACACUGUGUAUGUUUAACACCAAGCUGCCUCCUCUCAGGACUUCUCCUGGUAAAUAAGGUCAUUUGUAAUUUUAGGCUAUGAAUUAAGCUUUGGAUGCUUUUCAUAACGUUCUGUGUUAUUCAUGAGCCUGAUUUUUAAAACCUUUUAUGGCUGAUGCUUCCCAGUGCAACAGGACUGUGUUUAUAAAAAGGCUGUGGUUCAGUCCAAAACAACCCGAGGUGGUUAGAGCACAGACACAAGUAGUGUUGUGUAAAUUAAACUGGGAGAUGGAGGCUGAGUGCCUGUUUAGACAUCAGAGUCUGUAAAUAUUAAGACAGAGCCAGCCAAAGUCACAGCAGUACAUUCUCAGUCUCUCACUUCUCCCUGUGCCACUUUUUCAUCCCUUUUUUCUCUCUGUUGUCUGUCAUCACACUGAUACAUCUCUGCUUCUGACAUUUUAUCAGAUGUUCUCACUAGCUGUCAUGUAACCACUCCAUGUGUCCUACCAUUAUCUGUUUUCAUUUCCUGUCGGAACCACAGUGGUUUUCUCUGCCCAUUAAUUCUCUUAAUCCUGUAUCUACAGAACAUUCUGAGACUAUGCAGUUAUUUAAGGUACAACAGAUGUGAGGCCAUCAAGACCUUUCUGCGUGGCCUCACAUCUGUUGUAUCCUUGGGAACAGGGCUGGAGGAAAACUUUUCUACUGGGGCAGCCAAAUGGGCACACAGACUAUUGUGCGGUGGCUAGGCAUUGAACACACAAAGGGUUUACCCCAAACAAUAGACAGUAUGUAGUAUUGACAACUUGAAGCCUAUCAUCAUUGGGCGAAUUUGAAUUUUUCUCCAUUUCCUGAAAUUGGCAUUUGCGCAGAAGCGUUUGGCAGGAGAAUCGCUGUGAUGAUGCUGCGCUUCAACAGCCUGUCCCCCACAUGAUCUACAGUAACUACAUGUCAACAUCACAACCAGGGGGUAGAAACAUUUUUAUGACUUGUAUCUAAUUUCUAAAGUUUGGCCACAGCUCACAGCUUCUCCCAGUAAAGAGGCAGAUGGCAUCCUUUUGAUAUACAGUCAAUGCCCCAAACCUAGGAGGGUUAUCUCUAGUAAUGACACCUCUAACUUGUUAUUUUGAUGAACCUAUCAGAUAAGAAAUGAACAAAGAAAAACCUUACAGCUGAAUGUAAUUUUUUAAUGACCCAAAAGAAGAUGUAAGAUGAGAUAAGAUAAGAAGAACUUUAUUAAUCCCUGAGGGUAAAUGAGAUGUUUGACCAAAGUUAACAUUUAGUGCUAUUACAAAGACAAGAGCAAAGACAAAUAGACAAAUCAUGGUUCAAGAUCUCAUAUUGGUCAGUGGCCAAUCAAAUUUGGCAACCCCUGGCCACCCAGUGGUUUCACUACUCUCUGUGACAUCUGAAGGCACUAAACAACUUUUUGUCAAACCAUCAGCUAGGACUGAAAGAUAAGUUGAUUAGAUUUUAUUGUGUGAGGACAAAGUCCACCAUGAUCUAAAAGACAACCAUAAACUUACUAUAAUUUUUUAAUUUUGUGCAAAUAAUCAUGACAUUUAACACAAAUUUCUAAAGGAGAAAAUUUAAAACGAUUAUUUUAACCUGAAAGGUUACAAGCCAUCUUCAAUGACUCUCUUGACAUCUUGCAGAAAACCUUGAAAAUACUAUUCGAAGCCUUUCUUUGUUUAUGUAAUUUUUCAAGAAUAGCAGGAGUAUAAUUUACACCUGUCUAACUUCUAUAUUUGUAUUUAUGGUUUAGAAUAAUGUAAUUUUAGAUAGGCUGCAGCCUCCCCUUGCUCCAACCCUGUGCUGUUCUGCUGUCACUGUGGGAGUUCACUGGCAGUCACAUGAUCUGCAGAGAAAGAGUUAACACGUAAUUGAUGUUAACUUGUCUUGACCCUAACCUGAUUGGUUGGCUGAGGAAUGCAGCCACAAAGGCCGUAAUUUGACUCAUCCUGUCAUUUGUUUUGCUUUAAUUUCAUUUUCAUUUUCAUUUGUCCUCUUUGGCCUUUCCUUUUUCUCAGUGUCUUCUUGGUCUUCUUCCUUUCUUAGACAAACAAUAAAUCCAAGCCCUGAAGUUUGGGGAAACCCAACCCAAAUCCAAUUUUGUGUCACUGUGUUUUUACAGGCCCCAUUUCCCAUCUUCCCACUGUUGUGACUCCCCAUCCUGUUUCUACUAGCCUGUUCCUCUUCCCCUCAGUGUGUAUGGGUCUCUGUUUAACAUAGCUUCAGUGGCACAAUAGAAACCACCUGUGGAUCCUACAGUGUUUUCAGAAACACUGCUCCAAUCAUAACAUCCUGAGGAGACUCUGGAGCUGUUAGCAGAACUCAGCUGAGGUCAAUAUUCAGCAAAAAAGUUAUCCCAUCACUUUGACAGCACCUGCACCUCUGCUCGUAGCUACAGUAUAUGUUAGCAUGUUAGCAUUGUUAUUGUGUGCAUGUGAGCAUGCUGACUUGUGUAACUAGCAGCUUGUGUGUGAACUCUUCAGCCUGUAAAAUGUGUCUUUUCAAUGACGUUCCUCUGAAAGUGGGGAAAAAAGGUUUUGAAAGCACUUAAAGCAAAGAAUCAUUUUUAAAGCACACAAAACUUCUAAACAGCUUAGAUAACAGCCACAGUUGCACAUUAGCUUCUCUGUCACCACAAUUAUGUGGCUGUUUCACAGUAUCCUUUGCAUCUUGUUUGGAUAAGCAGAAUUUGAGCACUUUGCUAUUAUCUCAGGGAGUCCCAGCAAAAGCCUUUAGCUCUGGCUCCCUUUCACUCUUCUCCAUUUCUCUCCUUCUCUGUCAGGAUUUCUGGCUGUGGAUCAUUUGUCCUACUUCCUUCAUGCCAGGGUUUUAUGUAACAAUUUGUCAUUGUUAAGGGCCUUUGGUGUGUUCGACAGCUUUGCCGCUCUCUCAGAAUCUAUAACUCAUGCAAUUUCUUCUUUGCUUAACCACCUUUUUUAAUUCAAAUCAGAACAAAUUACCAGGCACUCAUACUUUUUUCCUGUUUACUGCAGUCUUUAGUGUCGAUGGACGAAUCAUUCCCCUUUCUGUCCACAGUUAAGCAAUCACAUCUGAAAUCAGCUGCAUCUGUACACUAUUUGUUAAAAUCCUGAUUUUGGGGAAUAGCUUUGUUUGCAGCCUGCUGAAUAAAAAUGCUUGCUCAUUUCCACUAUUUAUUUAUUUAGAGUUUAGUCAGUUGGUCAGUCGGACAUAUAUAUCUUUACCAUUACACUUUCUAUUUGUAAAAUUACAGAUGAUGAUGGCCAGUCAAAUUUUAGAUUUCCACUCGAUCAACUAGGAAAUCAGUCAUUUAAGAACAUUCCUUAUUAGCAGUCUGUUAAAUACAAAUACCUGCUCUUUUUCACCUAUUUACAGUUUAAUCCUCGUGUGUAUGUCAGAUAUUUAGUCUAGUUCACCCAUUUACCGGCUGUGUGAUUAAUUUAAAGUUGUUUAAUCUGAUAUUUAGACCUUAAAAUGUCAGUGUUACAGCUGUAUAGUGCAAAUAAUGUCAUUUUAAUGGCUUAGUAGUCCAUACAAUGCUCCUCGGGCUAUUUUUGAAUCUUCGAGGACAGACAUACAAUACUGGUAUUCAUCCUUAAAGCCAAAGUUCAGUGACAGAAAGGGUACAGAGGUCUGUAAUGAGCUUCUGAAAGAGCUUCUCUGUCUUCUCGCUCACUCUUUUUUCCCCUCUUCAUUCUUAUCUAUCUUUUUCACUGGAAUCCACUUGACAAAAUGUGCUUGUGUGUGGAAGGUCAUGACCCAGAAUAGGCUUUUGCUGCAGAUUACUGUUUUUGGUCUUGUUAAAUUUAACCAGAAAAUUGUGUUAAACUGAUCAGCCAGCUAGGGCAGCAGAGGUUGAAUAGUUUUAUGAUUAUGUGAUGGAAUUAGUGUGUGUGAAAGAGACUUCAAAAUGUAAAUUAAGGAGGAAACAGCCAGCCAGCCUCUUAUUGUUACUCAGUGUGGGCAUAUGCAUGCAGACUGCAGAGUGUGCUUCUGUGCUUUGAAAGUGAGAUUUUCUGGUGGGAAAUGUCUGGUCUCUUCGUGCUUCCUUUGGUGAAGUGAGUCUGUCAUUGGCCCCAGUCUGAUGAAUAUUCACAAAGGUGACAAAGAACUCUGACACAAACAAAGCUGAAGCCAAUUAGUUUCCAGGAAGAGAGGGACAGGUUCACCCAUGCAGAAUCCCUCUGGUAGUGUGUGUUUUUGUGUGUCUUUCUGUGUGCCCUGGCAAGGACACUUGAACUUUUUGCAUGUGAGAAGAAAAAACCACAACAAAGUUAACUAUAGCUAAUUGAUUUGAAACUUGGCCCCUGCAGAGCUGCUAAUUUCCAUAGCCCUACAUUUCUGCAUUUAGAUCACAACCUUAAGGGCUCUAUUCUCGUGCUUCGCCAGAGACGUGACGCAGGCGCGGCGUAAGUCAGGUCCGCCGCGCCAACAAGGCAUUCCCAAGCACAAUUUGGUAUUUUGGUGAGCGGCGCAGCUCCCUAACUCAGCUCCUCCUGUAUUGACCAAUAACAUCAGCUCCUUUCCUCAACUUUAAAUCCGCCACCGGCGAGGCAUAUUACAAUUUUCGUGAAGUAGUCAAAGAGAUCAAGAGAUGUCUGAAGACAGCAAUGCCACAUGGCGACAGAAGGCAGCCCCUCAACAAGUGUUGCUGUAAGCACUGCAGAGGGCGUCCUUCACACUGUCUCAUAAAAGCACAGAUGGAUUUGGUGUGUGUAAGGUUGGACCCACUGGUAAGACAAACACCCACAAAUAAAGACACUAACAUAAAGUUGCAUAUAUUCAAACCUCACGGAGACAUGUCCAGGUCCAGCUGCACGAGAAAUAAGAGGAAGAGGGAGAAAGAAAGAAAAAGAGGGAGACAAAUUACAUAUCUUGUUGUUUAUCAUGUGGGUCUAUUUACUAGAUAUUUAAUUUAAUGCGGUUUCAGCUGUGUUGAUUCGGUAAGGUUGUGUGUCCAAACGCGUGCCAAACGCGCUCAUCAGAUCAGAUAUAGAUCAGAAUAUAUCCAUAGAUCUAAAUGUAUGUGCUGACUCAGAUUAUUAGUUGUUGAUUAUUUAUUGCACUGAAACUGUGGAAACCUGCCGGUGAGGCAUCAGUGACAUAUGCCAAUACGCCGCAGGUCUACCAAAAUACCACUAGACAAGCUGCGCUCCGCCUGCGCUGAAAGUUGACCAGGUUUGAAUCAGUAAGCUUACAGCGCACUUUAUUCGCCACCGGCGAGCACAAAAAUGUCACUGCACCAGCUGAUUCUGUCAACACCUCCCCCUGCCACGCCACCAUGCCCAGCUUGGCAGACCUCAGUGCGCCUCAGUCCACGAAAAUACCAAACUGGCUGUACGCCGGGCUCCGCCAGACAAAAAUUCCACUGCGCAGAGUCCGCCACCCUCCGCCGCGUCACCGGCGUACACUAAAAUAGAGCCCUAAUUGUCAGCAUGGGUGCCAAGGUGUGGCCUUUGCUGAUGUUCAAUCAACUGCACAGGGAGUGUUGGGUCUGAAGGCUGUGGGUUCACAUGCACACUUUCUCUCCAGUCUCUGUAGAGCAACAGCAACAAAAGAGAGGGGUGGAAAUCUUUGCACGCCAGAACAAGAGACAGAUUGUUUUAUGUUCUCAUUGACCCCUGAGGAGUUUUCCCACUCCUCCUCUCAUCUGAACCUCUCACCUACUUUCCUAAGACCUUCCCACUCCUCUCAGAGGAGAGAAAAAGACACUCCCUGCUGUGCAUCGCAUAUCAUCCUCCUCCUUCUAAAAUGUGCUUUUGCUUUGUGUUUGACUUUUCAUGUCACCCACCUUAGAAAAGUACUGCAGUGAUCUACAGUAUAUCUUCUUUUUUAUGCAGAUCUUGGUUAUUCACCAACAUUCAUUACUGGAAUACUGCCUAAAUCGCUAAACAUUUCCUACCAUGUUAUAAUGCACAGCUGGCAUUGAUGCACUUUUGCCUUAAUGUUUUUAAUGUUAAAAAUCACAAAACACUUGAUGCACAAAACUUGAUGCACUCGUCCUACAUGUGCUAAAAUAAAGCCCCUCUUCAGUAAUUGCAUACAGUAGUUCGAAAUGUUCUAGUCUGGUUUUGUUAAAAAAAAAAACCAAAACAAAGCUCCACUGAAGAGUUUUUAAUGAUAGCUUGAUGUCCUCUGAUGCAGCUAAAAGCUCAUUCUUAGAUCAUAGAACUUUAAUUGACAGACUCACAUAGUGGAUGGGUAUCAUUGGAAGCAUCCUGGGCUGGUUUCCCCUCCAUCUCUCAGACAAGUGUUUGUCAGGGUCAUUUAGUAUUCACAUGUCUGAGACAGCAUCUCUGCUCUGUCUUGGGCCAAUGCUAGAUCCUAUUUAUUUUAUCUUUAUAUGCUUCUAAAAAGGCUGUACGAUUAAUUAAUUUUAAAUCGUAAUCAGAUUAUUUGAUUUGGACAAUGUUAAAAAAACUCAAAUCAAUUUUCCUCUCUAGCAUGCUUUGCGCCUCCAGGCCACCGUAGGCUCCCCCUUCCUGCAAGAGCGCUCCCCACUUCCCACACACACCAGUGUAAACAAACAUGGACUGUGUCUGAAAUGGCAUACUACUCGUACUACUCAUACUAACCCCGCCCCUGAAUUGAGUAGUGUGCGUUCACACUGUACAGUAUGCGAAUGUUGUGUAUGCGAGAAAUGCCCGGAUGUAUACUCAAUCGGCUUCGAUUUCUGAGUAUGGAGCGGAGCUUGCUUCACGUACUGCUUCUGCCCCACAAUGCAUUGCGCACUUUAGCUGGUAAUAUGGCCCUCUUUCCCGAGGCUGAAAAGAAAUAGAUGGCAUGUGAUUAUGUGUAUAUAUAUAUAUAUAUAUACAUAGAUAAACAAUAUUUAGUCAGUAUACAUUACACAAUUUUUUAUCAUUUUAUUAUAUUUUUAUCUUUUUACCAGAUUUAUUUGUAUUUUAAAUUAGGAUUGUAGGUAAUGUUUUUAACAAUUCGUAUGAAUUGACUUUAUUUAUUUAAGUGUCUAUUAAAGAUGUAUUUAUUACAAUAAGUCUGAGCAUCUUCUCAUCUCUGAAUGCAUCAUCAAAGUGGUCACUCAUAUCAAGCACAGACCUCUGAUCAAUAAAAAUUAUUAUUGGUAGAGAGCACAUGGUUCAGAAUAUACAAACGAGGGAGUUUCCAGUUGACAAUGUAUGUGAGCUUUACUAAUUCUGUGGUUGAAAAUCUUUUAGGAAGUACAUAGCUGCCCUGAAGAAAAGAUGCCUUUGUCUUGCAUGGCGGCGCUCUAUGGUUUUCAGCCUACACCAGGCAGAACUACCUGAUGGUUUCUGAAAUUAUCAUUGUACAUGAGAAGAAUGUAGUCGGGAAAUGAUGUAUUUGCCAAGGAAUAACCGAACAAGGUCAUAAUUAUGUUGUGUGUUGGUCAUUUUGCAGCCCUCUGCUGCUCAUCACACGCCUAGCAGGUGGUGUAUAGCAUUAUCACCAUGGAUACACAGAUGUUUGUGUGAUUUUUUUCAUCCACUGCCGCUCGGUUUGUGUCGCCUAGUUGUUGAUUAUGAAAACACUUCGCAAUAAUUUGGAAAUGUGAAGGGGGAGCUGCUGCUGCCCAGUGUUUAUGGCACGUAGACGCAAACACCCACCAAGCAGACGCUUCGGUCUCUGAAAACGCCGAGACAAAUUUACAAACAGCCGCUAUUUCAAACAACUGGGCUCAUAAUCGUGAUGUAAACACUUAGGCCCGAACUACACGUAUAUGGAUAUUUAUUUAUCAGGAUAUUUUUGUACUCCCCUCUAAAUAAAUGUAUCUGUCCACACGUGUUCGUUCUCAAAAAUAUCUGCGUCCACACGUAGCCUUCAAACUCAAUCCUAUCUGGUGCCGCUUAAAAAAAAUUCAGCAACAAAGCUAACUGAUUGGCUGAUGAAUCGUAACAGCGUGUUGCGUCAUGCAUUGUUUGCGGAAGCUACGCUAGUGCGUCGGAUCCAUGUGACGGACCAUGUGACCAAUAAAACGAUUGGCCGCAGCAGACGCGUCUGUGAGCUGACUGACUGGUGGAUGUAAUUGUAUAAAACAAGCUUCACUUGCAAGGCUGAAAUUAGCCCCAAAAGGGCAAAACAAACGUAAAGAAUACCCUGUCUGUCCGCCAUCGUUGUUGUUCUUCUUCUUUUUAAUUCGCAUGUGCGAGCUGCGAUUUGACGUCAUCGAUCCGUGAAAGUCCAACCACACGAAUCCACUACGGAUACGGAUAUUUUUUUAUUUCUCCACUUGUUUUUCCGGAUUCAGAUUUAUCCGGUUUGAGUGCUCCAAACUCCCGUUUUGGUGUGGUAGGGAGGCCUAAUCGGACAUAAAUAUGUGCAGUUUGAAAUAUAUCCGCAUUCGUGUAGUUCGGGCCUUACUUUAUCACUAGAAAAAAUAUUAUCACUGAAUGAAUUUAUAUAAUUUGUCCGGAAUGCAGUCGUUUUGUGUAGCUUGUGGUAGGACUAUUGAGAUUUUCCCGGCGCUGCGUCCGGCCAGCAUGAAAUGCAUUCUGGGGUAUUUAGUAUGCAUCUGUAUGUAAACGCUCGGGCAGCCGCGGCAUACUCAAAUCAUCUUUGAGUAUUCAGUAUGCAGUAUGCACUGAUUGAGUAGGUAAGUAGACAGUAGGCAGUAUGCCAUUUCGGACACAGCCAUGGUGUUUGCAAAAGAAGGCGAAAAUUUUAUGGCUAAAUAGGGCAAGAGCAAGUCAGUCAUGUUGAAUUGGUACGGCUUCACAGUUUCGGAUGAAGAGCAAACCACUCCCCGCUGCAAAGUCUGUCUGAAGGCGGUAUUAACACGUCCACAUGGUAACAGAUUGAGAAGUAAACGCAAAAGUUCACACAGAAACAGUGUUUCAGGUGACUGUAAAUUGACUUUUUGAAAACGGGUCAGAGAGUGUAUAAAUCUGUAAACGACUACCAUUUCAUCUCCAUGUGGACGACUAUUGGCAUCUCUCUAAAAACGAUUGUCACACACAGCGUAACUCUUUCAUAGCACCUUCGCGUGUCCGGUCAAAACAACCUUUAUACGCAUGCUCUGUACUCUUCUUCUGUCUUUUGCACAUUUUCUGAGCAGCACUACAGCGCCACUGAAUGGCUUGGCAUAUGCACUACAGCGUUUUCAGUGGUUUCGUUUUGAGAGGUGAUAGUAAAACUUAUUAAGGUGAAGUUUGGUGAAGUUGUCACUGAAUAAAAAAAUUAAAAAUAAAAAUCAGGUUUUCAGAGAGUAAAAUCUGGGUAUAUAUUAGGCCAAAAUUGUGCAGCCCUAGCUUCUCAAACAAUUUUAGCAAGUUUCUUAUCAUAGAUUUGCAGAUUACAUUUGAUUGUUUCUUUCGAGCCCACGAACAUUGACAAAGUAGCUGAUUCAUAUAACUUUUGUUAAGUGACAACUUCUUCUGGCUCAUACUGUCCUUUGUUCAGUUGUUAUGAAACAAAUUUGAAUAAAACUUGAAUGUGUCAGAUGAAUUUUUAAAUUUAAAAAAUAUCUCACCAGUUUAUUUCAGUUCAUUGUUCUUGUCUUCUCAGGGUGGUGCGAUCUCCAUCUUGACGGCAUGUGAGAGACCCAAUGACUUUGCUGGAGUGGUUCUAAUUGCUCCAAUGGUCCAGAUGAACCCAGAGUCAGCUACACCAUUCAAGGUAGCAACAAAGCCCUUUUCCUUCCUCUCCCUCUAUCUACUGCUCUUCCUUCUCCACUCUUCUCUCCCCCACAUUCUUCAGUGAAGUCGUAGAAGUCAGCUUACUCCACUCGGCCCUGCUGUAGUUCAUGACUAAAGUACUGACACCUCUUAUGUGUGUGUACCAAUGGAGCCACAGUAGCUGUCUAUGUCUGAAUCACUGAUACAAGUCCAUCCAGACCUGACAGAAGUGGUGCCAAUAUCUGUGCAGGAGCAAAAAAAGACACUUGUUUAUGUAAUCAUUAACAUGUUUUAACAAGUAGAAAUGUGUUUUUUAAAAUCCUCGGCUGAUAUAAACAGACCUGCUGGGUGCAAACAGGUGACUCUACAGUACACACUAAAAUGAAAGACUGUAUCUCAUUGUAACACCACGCAGAUGGCGAGAAAAAAAAAGACAGAGAGAUAGAAAAAUUCAUAAGGGAGGUGUUGAUGUGUGAAAAUAAACUGAAAUGCUUGGCGUGUUUUGUUUUAUCACUGUUUACAGGUUUUUAUGGCGAAGGUCCUCAACCACAUGGUACCCAGCGUCACUUUGGGCUCCAUCGAAUCCAAAUGGAUCUCACGAGAUAAGAAGCAGGUGAGAGACAGAUGCUGUGUUUGUGGGAGAGCUGUUGUGAUUCUGGAGAUUGAAGAGGCAGGUAGGGGUGGGAUUUUAGGAGGUCUCUUGGGGAUCUUUGCCCUAUUGUGUGUACGUGUGUGAGGUCAGGCAGCAAAAAUUUAUUGGACAAUGCUUACUUUGAAACCUUUCCAAAAAGAAAGUCAUUCUCUGUGUCUUUUCCUUGUACUUUGGGUGGCUUGCAUUGUUUAACUUGUAAUUAUAAAAACAGAUGCAUGCACAGGUUAUGUACAGUACAAGGUUACAACAAACAAACAACAUUAUGAGGUAUUUGGCUAUGUGCAUGCAUGCAAGUGUGUCUAUUAUGGUGUUUGGGUUGUCCCCAUUUGUUAAAUAACCUCAACAUGAACUUCUGAGAAGAACCAAAUAAAAAGCAAGCACGUCUGCUCACCUGCAUUUGCAUGUUUUUGUGUCUAUGAGAGUGUGCUGUGGUUUUUUCACAGUUGGGCCCUUGUGUGCAGAUUUCCUACCUGCAUGUGUCUGUUAGUAUUCACCCGACACAAACGGCCUUUCAGAAACAGUCUGCAGUAACAACAGGAUCCCACAUCCUGCUGCUAAGAUCUACUGGAGAUUGAAAAGGUGUAAUGCCAGUAAAUCCUUUUCAUACAUGCACUCUGUGAAAACUCUAAAAAAUUACGGGACCUUAAAUUUUCGGAAGUUUUCAUCAAUGCAUGAUUCCCUAACAUGAAGUUUUCCCGGUCAGACAGUGGGGAUGUCAGUCAGCAGACCUCGUGUCAUCUGUUUUUGUCAUUCAAAGCUCCCAUGUGGAGUCUUUUACUUUUAUGAUAUAAAUAAAAUUUUGUAUUGAUGCCUUUUUUUAUAUACACAAGGAAGAGCUUCAGUGACUAUUUUUAAAGAGCAAUUUUUAAAGCCUUUUCAAAAUAUACAAUAAAUUCAACUGUCAAAAGUCAGCAUUUUCUUUUUUCUUUUUUGUCAAAGGACACUACUUAAAGCACCUAUGAGGAAUGUUGGUUUGUGUCGGUCUUGUUUGCUUUUAUAUCUAAAAAUUAAAUAAAUCUUUAUUGUUUUAUUGUUGUUUUAUUGUUGUUCUUUUAUAUGUUUUAAUACAGUGAAAAUACUUAAAUUAAAUAAGAUCAUUUGAAAGAAAAUCAUUUCUAACCAAAAUCGCAGCUCUAAAACAAAUAGACCUCAUCACACUCCAAAAAUGUAAUGUUUUUAUAACUGCACCCACACAUUUCUUGACAGAAGAUAGAUCCUGUCAGUCAGUACAGUAUACCCUUUCUAAGAUGUUUCAUGAGCUUAAACCACUCUUUGAACUCUGGUUUACAUGGGCUCCUCUAGUUGCACAGUAUAAUCCUUGCUGCAACAAUGCAACCUGCCAUUAUCAAUGCAGAUUCUGUUUUAGUAAUACGAGGUGGAAUAAGACAGGAGUCACCUUGCAACAAGUGAGGAGACUGUUGAAGCUGCUGAGGCGGUCUUCAAGGCUCUUCCAAAAAAGAUGAGCCCUAAAGAGCAUGGAUAUUUUGCUAGUCAAGUUCAAAUUUCUAUCUCUGUAUGGAUCAUUGACAGCAUGUUUCCCCAGUGCCAACCAUCUGUGCACUAAAAGCAUGAAUAACUUUGUUUGUACUGGUGCAUUUGUCCAUGCUCACUAAGAUUACGGCUAAAUUAAACUUCCUCUUUUUUACCAGAUAUGCUUAUAUCAUAUGCAUAUGAUAUAAGAUACGCAUAUCCAUGUAAUCUGCAAAUGUAUUACCUUGUGCGUGACCAUUGACUUAAUUUGCCACAAAACCCAUUGAAUCACAAAAACAUCAAGAGAGGUCUAAGAAAGCUUAAGUCUUAUUAUUUCACAUCUAUAAUGUUUUAGACAAUGUGAUCCCAGCAUUACUGAAAAUCAAUCUAACAUGUUUCUCAGAGUCAGCAACUCCCCUGACUUGUUGAACAGGUCAUGUGGCGUCACAGCUCAGCUUACCAUCAUUUAUUAUUCAAAGCAGCAGCACAUGUGGCCUUCAAGAGCAAGCUUCAGUUAGAGUGGGCCAUUAUAUGUGUUUACAUAUAAGCUCAACAAAAAUGCUGGGGUGUGUGACUGAUGUGAGAGUGUGCAAGGAACUUGAAAGUGACCGUCUUUAAUGCUAGUGAAACACUCAGCAUUAAUCUUCUGCUGUUCCACUCUGAUCUUAAUUUAUGUAAAAGUAACGUUAAGUUGAAAAAAAAAAAACUGCUUUAUUUUUCUGGUUUUCCUCCUUUCGUCACUUUGAUGUUUCUCCCCUCAGAGUUCCCAUCUAUUUAUUUUAAACCCUUACUCUAACUUGCCAACUCUAAUAUUUAUUCCCAGGAUUCUUUUUAUGUUUGUUGCCCUCCAUCUCCCACAAGGGCAUGUCUUCUGCUGACUUUCUUCCAUAUUUGGACUAAGCGUUGACAUUUAUCAUGCUUGUUUAGAGAUUCUCCGCUCAUAAACACAGGACUGACACAAUGCUGCGUUCUCAUUGUCCACAAAACUAUGUUGUACAGAGAUGUUAUUGCUGAGAACUAAGAGAGUUGGGGCAUUGUAUUGAAAGAGUCUAUGGUUUUUCCUUAUCAGUUGACUUUGUGUAAGCAAAGGGGUCAUAAAAAGAGGAAAGGGGAAGGGGACAAUGACUAAAUGGUUACCUGCCUAAACUUUGCUCCAUAUCUCUUACCCUUUUCUUUUUGCACAAGGUGGAGGCGUAUGACUCUGAUGAGCUGAAUUUCCAUGGCGGCCUUCGGGUGUCAUUCGGCGUGCAACUAAUGGGUGCAGCAGCACGUAUCGAGAAGGAGAUCCCGACCAUCAGCUGGCCCUUCUAUCUCCUGCACGGGGACGUAGACAAACUGUGCCACAUUGGGGGUUCAAGGAUGAUGUUCGAGAAAGCUCCCAGCUCAGACAAGAAACUAAAGGUGAGAGUGGUUUGUUCACAAAGAAAUUAAGCCAGUGAUUGGUCCAGAAAACAUGUAUAAAAUUGAAAGAACGUGUAUUAAAUAGUAAUGAUAUUAUUAAAAACUAUAUUAAUACAACUGAUUCCAAAAUCAGUCAUUGCUUUGAUAGUCAUGGUUUCUUCUCUGGGACAAAUUAACCUGAAACUGAUUAUUUUAAUGAACAGUUUGGUCACGGUCAAAAAUUACCCUUUUCAUUUGUUAUACAUCACAUCAAAGGUUAUACAUCAAUCAAUCAGCAUCUGCACUUCUUGCACUACUGCAUUAAUUUGCACUGUUUACUAUGCCUUUGUAACGCUGCACUACUGCCUUAUGGUUAUGUUUAUAGACUGUUUUUAUUUAUUCCUUAUUUAUUGUAAAUAUUGUUACAGUAUUUGUAUUUGUAGAAUGUGUACUGUGUUUCACUGGUGCUGCCUCUGGUUUUUUUAAUUUCCCUCUGGGAUUAAUAAAGUAUCUAUCUAUCUAUCUAUCUAUCUAUCUAUCCAUCUAUCCAUCUAUCCAUCCAUCCAUCCAUCUAUCCAUCUAUCCAUCUAUCUAUCCAUCUAUCCAUCUAUCCAUCCAUCCAUCCAUCCAUCCAUCUAUCCAUCCAUCCAUCCAUCUAAAUUGAACAUUUCUACUGAAGGUAUAACCAGGCAUAGUGAACUGUUCUUCUGCAAGCCAUUUUUUAAUUGACAAUUCUGUCCUCGUUUGAGUUGGCACACCUUUAUAUGAAUAUCACAUCGCUUUGUAAUCUGAGAAACACACUCACCAGCUCUGCAUCUGUAGCCCGGAUUGCAGGACAGGAUCCAAUACUAACUAUCCUCAGUGUUGUGAAGCUUACAGAUAUAUGAUGAUAAUGUAAGGUAAUGUGUCUCUCACAGUGGCAGAAGUAUUGCGUGUUUAGAACUUAUCCCAGCAGACUGAUUUGAUGUGACGUAGAUGUUCCUGGCAUUGCUUUUGCUAUUUAAACUGUAUUGCCAUUUUUAUGGCAAGUUGACCAAUCUGAAUAAAGUGUUUAACACAACCAGAUGAUGAGUAAAAAAGCCAGGUAAUAAAAAAUGAUUACUAUGUCAAUACUUUAGAAAAAAAUUGGUAAUCAGUGUACAAACAAACAUACAUUCAAAAUCAGUUUAAUUAACUCAAUUAACUUUAAAGCUAGGACAACAAGAAAGGUCUCGUUUUAAAAAUCCCAAGUUAGAGUUUCUGUUGUUCCACAGUUUAGGGCCAUAAGGGCCACUUUUACGCGAUUUUGUGUCCGGUACUUGCUGCUCCACUGAUUCUAUGCCAAAAACACAAGCGCAUUGCGACAGAGAGACCAGAGUCAGUUUUCUCACGGGUUGGUUGUCACACUGCUUGUUGUCAUACUCAUAUCAAACACUGGAAUCUUUGUUCCUUUUUUUAAGCAGACAAUGUUUCUGUCCCUUGCGCUUUAAGGUGAUUAGUCAUUUUACAACCAAACAUUUUAGAAAUUAAGAGGCUUCUAAUUUCAACACCAGACCACAAGUCUGAUAUAGACAUGACCGGUGUAAGCUAUAUUAAUCAAGAGUCAUUCACUCAAGAGUUAAAGUAUGACAACCAACCUCUGUUACACCACUUCCUUCUGUUAUUUUAUGGCACUAAAUGACAGAAUGACACAUGCUCUUGUGGUUGAAGAGCUGCUACAGUUGAACGGCUGACACGUUGAUGGUUUUGUGUCUGACUGAUACAGAAACUGUAACUUUGAGCAGCGUGAAAAACAUCCUGUAUGAAGGCAUGUUGUAAUAUUGCUGCCUAGGAUACAUGAAACUCAAUAAGCUUACUGUAGGUCAUGAGCAAACGCCAACCAAACAGAAGCAACAUUCAAAGAUAUGUUUGAGACAAAGUAUUUAAAUAAAAAAUGCUAUUUACUGGAUGAAAAUAAUGAACUGGGUGAGGGUGAGGGUUAGGGUUCCAGUUCCAGGCAUGCUGGAAGCUGCUAAAUUUGUUCUCCACUACAAGACUGUGUGCCCAUAAAGAAGAAAGUUUGCACACUCGUUUGACACAAGUUUUAAGAUGUAAUCUACAAAUGAGGAAAUGUAAGUGGAUCUAGAGGUGAGAGACAUGAAAAGAGUUUCUUUUUGCCUUCUUUUCUUUUGCUCUCUGUUGCAGAAAUAAGAGGCAUGAGUUUAAUCAAGUGCCGCUCGUGAGCUGUAACUGUAUUAGGAAGUCAGCUGAACACAAAACAGCAUCUGUUUCUGUUCACUUCCUAUUAGGUUUAGACAAGGUGAUGAGUUAGUCUCACUUUGAAUCCAUGUUAACAACUCUGACUCUCUCCCAUUCAGGUCUACGAGGGAGGCUACCACGCGCUUCACCAUGACCUCCCUGAGGUGGCGGAGUCUGUGCUGAAGGAGGUGACUGGCUGGAUUACAGAGCGAAUACCUGCAGAUUCCCCUCCACAACAGCAGGAUUCAUAGAGUAACCAGACCACCAACCUCUCAAGAGUCUAGCUCACAUUCCAGUUGUCUAUCAGGCAUAAAAAUACUACUACUCUCUCUGUUCUGGGAAAUACUUUGGACCUAUAGACUGAGGUCCUUUUUCUUUUGAUGUGAAGUUACUGACUUUAUCUUCUAAGCAUAGACUUAAGAAAAGAGAUUAUAUUCACAGCUUCUUUGCACCCUAUGUUACACUGGUAUGGGAUGAUGGGGUCAGAAAUCACUGAUUUUUAUAUACUCAUAUUUUUAAAGCCAGCAGCCUUUAAGAUCAGGGAUGUGCCUCAUGUAUAUAAUACAGCUUGCUUGUUUUGCUCAGCAUUUACUAGUCAAAAUAGGCUGAUAUUAGACCUCACCUGAAUGCAGCUCAACUUAAGUCAACUUAAAGACAGGAAAUACUACUGUCAAAUUGCAAUAAUAUAUGGGAUAAUAUAUGCCAGAUCUGUUAAAUAGCAUGACUAAAGAAAUGUAAUUGAUAAUUCAUAUGCACAGCAGCAUUUUUGUCCUCCUUUUGCACCAUAAUUAGACAGGUCAGAGGUCAGGGUCAGGGUAGACAGUGUGUCUGGGCCUGGGUAAGUGUCUCUGCAUGGUGAAUAUUUAAUAGCUUGGCAUCGACUUGCUAUAGAGCCUCGACGAGAUGAUUGCAGACUAUAUCAGGGGGGUACAAAGCUGUCACUGAGAUAGCUUUACCCUGCUUGCUUUGCCAUUCCUGAUUCAUAUUUUGAGUCUUACAGAUUUAGUGGCUUGAGAGAAACUGUCUCCUCUUGUUUGCUUUCUCAAAAAAAAACCUUGCAGUCUUGUAGUUUAUAUUUUUCACUUAUAAAAUUUCAGUCAUAUUUAUUUCUAAUUAUGGUCACAGUACACACUCUUCUUUCAUAUAGAUCCCCUCCCUUUCCCUUUCCUCAUUGAGCCUAUUGAAGAUUAUGUAGGAACAAAGAAGGAGCAGAUUAACCCGAGGAAGCUGUACUGUGGUUUUCUAAAGGUGGUAUUUCGAGGCAGAAGCAGAGGUCGAAAGGUCUUCCCUCUCUGCAACCUCUGACCUUUAGCUUCCCAGUUUGAAUAAUUUUCUGCAUCCAUACCUUCAUAAAGCUGAGACAGGAGUCCAGUUGGAGAUUGAAGAAGAACUCAUCACAGUACAGUCAAAGAGUUUAUCUCAUCUUUUCCCAUCUGCCGUACAGUUUGAAAUUACCUUUAAGUGAGAGACUUGAAAAUAUUACCAGAACUGCUCGCCACAAAUCUGUGCUGCUAUAUUAUUGAAUAUUUAACAGUUUCCUUCAAAAAAUUAAUUGAAAACUGCAUUUUAACACCAGACAAUUGCUUGUAGUCCAGAACAUGUGUAGUCCACGUUCCAUGCUAAAAACCUGCAAAUUUGAGUCAUCAAUGCAUGGAUAUACAGAGUAAAAUCUCAUAUAUAAAGCAUACUUACACUGAUUAGACUCAAAACCUCAGCAUUUUUCAAAAUUCUGGUCAGAACCCCCUGUUACACAUGUCACAAGUUUUUAGGGGUGCUAAAUGACAAAUAAGAUUAGUGCAGCAUGAGAUUUUAAAGAAUGUUUUAUUCCAGCUGCCUGAUUUCUCCCCAAAGCAAGAAAAGUAAAAACUGCUAAAGCUUUGGUCAAGCUCACAAUUUUUUCUCUUGAGAAUUUAACUUCAUUUUUAAAUGAUCAGAAAAGGCUUUCAGAGACAUCAUAGCAAUAAUGUAAUGUAAUACCAGCCUACAUUUUGAUAGCUGUUGAUUUUAAACUAAUCAGACAUAGUCUGAGCUGUUCCUUAUCGGCAGGGAGACUAUAAUUAGCAAGUGUUGCCGUAAGCAAUUAGCUGCUCUUACCUAUUUGUCAAGCAUGAGAGACUUUCAACAGCGCAGGUCAAGAAUCUCAGUGUUGUGACAGCACAUUCAUGCAGCAUAAAACAUGAAACGGGACCAAACAUGUUGUAAGAGGCGGUUCAGACUGCAGCAUCUGCAGAAAUCUGUUGAUUUCAGACAUCAUGUAGUCCAGGGGCAACCACACGGAGCUCAAACGCGGUUCUUUGAAGGAGACUUAACUGUGUCGCCAUGCUUUUGCGUAUUUUUAUACCAUCCAUGAGUUCAAAGGGAUUCCUGCAGAGAAAGGAGGGAAAGCUCAGAGCUGUAUCCACGGUGACCGUUACACACGUGUAACCACGGCAGCAGGCCUGUGGCAAGGUAGAAUUUUUCCUGUGUUGCAUGUAUAGUCACCAGGGUAAUCACAACAGGAGUGACAGAAUGAGAUGAAUCUCUGGCCUGAUGCCUGUUAUGACUUUCUGUCCCCCUCACUCUAAAUCUCUCACUCUGUCUCUUUCUCUAUCUCACCCGUGUCACCCUGUUUCACCUGUGUUUUGUUUUUAGUUGCCAGGGCGACCAGAGCUCUUUGUUCUGUCAAUCACAGAGCUCCUUGUUCCAUCUACACUGUCAGAUAUUGACACUGUGUCUGCUGGUCAGUUAGCAAAACUGCAACAGGUCACAGUACAAUUUAAAUGGGACACAUCACCAACCCUACUACAGACUCAACCUAGUUUAAUGCUCUGUUUGACCCACUAAGAAAUGCAAAGAGUUUGUGUUUCUGUCUGAUCUAAAACUGCGCACUCUGCAAACACCUUUUCAGUACAGAUGCCACAAAAUAUUUAACACCUGACCAGACAAACUAAAGCCAUAGUGUUGUGAGAAUAAGAGAAUAUUAUGAGAAUAAAGCAAUAGUUGAAGGGUUUUUAAGUCAUAAUAUUGCCAUAAUACAGCCAUAGUAUCACAAAAUUAUAGCUAUAAUAAGAAUAAAGCUGUGCUAUUACUGUUCGAAACUUUAAAAAUUUAGCAAAAUUAAGUCUUGAUAUUACAAGAAAAGAAUGAGAAUGACAUAAAGCCUUAGUAUUACGGGAGUAAGAUAUACAAUUACAAGACUACAGCUGUAGUAUUAUGAGAGUAAAUUUAAAAUAUUAAGAGAAGAAAGCCAACGUGUUUCUAGAAUUCAAUUGUAAUAAAGUCAUACUUUUAUUUAACGGUGAACCUAUUUCAAGAGGGGGUAGGCUAUUGGAGGAGCAGCUGCCCACAUACCAGUGAGGAACAUGGAGUGUCUUGUUAACUGUAAUGGCAACUGGAAGUGGUCAAAUAUAAUGCUGUUGUUGGAUGAAGACUUAGUGCUAAAAUCCUGGCCUUAAUCUUGUAACAUUACAACCUAUAACUUGUCUCAUACUGACUUUGUCCUCAUAAUAUAACAACUGAAGUCUAAAAACAAUUUAUUUCCAUAAGAUUUUGAUUUUGACAUUCUUAUAACAUUAUGACUUUAAAGUCUUUUUUUUUUUUUGGUUCACGGGGUAGCCCUAAUAAUUUGUUGUGAUUUCAUAAGGUAUUGAAAGUAUAAAAGAAUUAAAGCGUUUUUUUUAAAGGAAGAGUUUUUUUUUAGAAUUUAGACAGAAUUUAAGGGUAACACUUUUUCUUUGUCUGAAGCACUGGUGUCCAUUUUUUGCUAGACAAAAUGUCGGGUCACAUUGCAGUAGGUACAGAUAUGGGUAUUUGUCAGUCCCCGUGGGAGUCAGACCCUUAACCUCCACUGGAGCUGCAGGGGUUUAUAUCAAGAGCACUUCAAACACAAUCCCCUCCUGAUUGGGCUGCAGCACACACAAAGGCUUAACAUUCCCGGCUGUAUUCAGAUUUGUAGAAGGACCCCUGAUGCACUAUGAAAUCAUCCUCACAGGAUCCUGUGUAUAGCAGUGACUUUCAGAGGAUAUCCCUGUCAGAUCACAGGAGUGCGUAUUACUGCAGUCAUUAACCCUCAGAGUGAGAGAAGGAGUGAGAGGACAGGGGAAAGAAACAGACAGGAGAGAAGCUGUCAGUAACCAUGGCAGCACCUUUUUUUUUUUUUUUUUUAUCAUGAAAUAUGUAUUUGUCAAUGGUUCAGCAUCUGCAGCUGAUGUUGCUGUGCUUUCAGAGCUAGUUGUCCAUUUUACUGCUCUUACAAUCCCCCUUUGUGCAAAUGUCGAGAUAAGAGAGCAAAUAAUUAGCUUCAUCAGUUCACAGUGAAUAACAAGAGCUGCACACACUCACUGAAUUCAAAUGAGGCUGGUGUGCUGCUUUACAUGAAAACACGCCAUUGACAUUUUAGCAAAGUGCAUUUUCUAAGACUCAAAAUAAACGUAUUUUGUCUGUGGAGAUUGUGUAUUUCUGCCCCCAUCCAUCUCUCCUCAUAAUUCAAAACACAUCUUAAAAGAAGAAGUGACAUUCAGGACAAAUCUUUAGGAUUUCUUUGUACUCACCUGCCUUAAAGGUGUAUUCUAUGACAAAAAGUGAACCUCCCUCAGUCCGUGCCAAUACUUGUUUCUACAGACAUCAUGUUUAUUAAUACAAGCAUGAAAUGAGUGCAGGUUUCCAUACUGAGAAAUAGCCAUGUCCAGGCAAACAACUCUGUUAAUAUGUAAUAAUAAACUUGACUGUUAAUGUUGUUUUUUAUUCAGGACAGCAGGUCUAUGUUGAGCUAAUGCUAAGAAAUGAAGAGGAUAUAAUAAUGCAGGAAAGCACUCGAUCUGCUUAGGCUGCAGCUUCUAAUAAGGCAAGAUUGAAUUGAUCUGCAGGUCACUCUGUUGUCAUGUUGUUUCUUUCUAACUUGACUUUAUGACUGUUUCCGAGAAAAGAGCUGUCGUGUAUGAUGGAGGACUAAGCAGAAGCACAGGCAAGUCUAUCUGUUAUUCUAUGAGAUUACUGCACUGGGAAGGUUCAGUGCAGGGUUUGCAUGAAUGAGAUCUAGUGUCAGUGUACAGCAGGAAAUGAAGUAGGCUUCUCUGUACUGCUGUUAGUUACAUUUUUAGUUCAUUACCAAGUCUGUAAAAUACAGAUGGCUUCGUUGUUACUCGCAUUUUGGAGCAAACCUUAUUCAAAUCUUACUGUUUUUAAAAGAGAGUUUGAUUUGCUGAAUAUAAUUGUUAUACACUGUAUAAUAGCACAAAAUUCCAACAAAUCUGAAUGGAAAUACAAAAAUCAGUACUGCAAUGUAUUUUACAAAUGUUUAUUUAUCCUGUCUAGAGUAUUUAUAGGAAAUAAUUUUAUGUAUAGGCUAUUAUAUAUUGAUUACUCAUUGUGAAAAGGCACUUUUUAUACCAUUAACCAGUCAAAUUGUGUCAUUUUUACUGUUAAUGCUCAGCAGCAUAAAGCUUCAUGAUACUUUUUGAGAUGAAAACUGGUUCAGUGUUGUACGCACAGAAAGCAAUCCCCAUAAAGUAUGCCAGUGUUUCUGAUCUGGAGAGCAAAAUACUACUGUUAGAGAAAAAAACUCAAAUCUUGUUACUGUUUGUCACAGAGCUAUGAAUGUUGAAACUAUCUGAGAUUUUGAUGUUUAUAUUUGAUCGCAAGACCUAAAUAACCAGGACAGUGUAGAAACAGAUUGUACCUCUUCCCCAACUUUGUUUUUCAGGAACCUUUGUUGAAAGAGAACUAAAAUAAUGUAUGUACAUGUAGACACUUAACAUGACUCUCUUGUCUCAUAAAAACUUAAAAGCAGGUAUCAGGUUCUCUCCAAACAGCAGCAAAUUUCCAGGAACAACAAGCCUUGAAUAUAUUUGAAUAUAUAGAGAUUUUCACGAGAAAUAUUGUAUGUUUAUUUUUAGAUUAGGGUCUAGUGAUGUUUGUGCCUUAUAAAUAGGCACAAACAGCCUUAUAACUGUUUCCUGAGCAUGUCUGUAUUCAUGAGUGUAUGAUGUGCAGAGCCGCAUUAAGCAGAUCUGUUUCUCUGUUUUCCCUCUGCCUGUCGUCACAUCUGUUUCCGGUUCUGUCAGAGUGUCUGUCGCUGCUUGUAUGUUUCCAUCUAUGUUUAUCUCUGUGUAAUUUUAAGGAAGAGCAAGGGUUUAGUCCUGCUUGUUUGGCCUCCUAGCUGUACCAUUUACAACUUAUCUAUCUUACUCAAACUAGUUUGAUUUUAAAACUUUUUUUCCAUUUUGAAUGGAUUGCUAUUGUAACAACUACAAAACAUUGUCAUUUUAAGAAAACUUGAGGCUUUUACAGAGGGACAGUGUACAAGCUGAUAGUUUUAAUCACAACUCUAAAGACUCAACAGGUUUCAUGUUUUUAUCUUGGUUGUAUUUUUACCCAAACAAAACUUUAUGAUAACAACACACCUAAAUAUCUGGAAUUGAUUUCUAGAUCUUUGUAGAGCCAUGUUUUGUAAGUCUUGUGCUGCAGUCUUUCUGCACUUUGUAGAUAACUAUUCAUAAUCUUAAAAUACACAGACAGUAGGAAUGUAGAUCAAGGAGAAAAGAAUGUUAUAUUUUCCUUUUGUUAUUUUAUGGGGGAAAGAAAUUAAACCCCAACAGGAUCAUGCAAAAAGAUUAAAACCAACUGCAGUUCCUGACAGCACAUUAUGGAUCAUCAAAUAUUGAUUCACAUCACAUUCCUGAGUCUUCCAUGUAAAGUAUGUGUUGUUUCCCUUAGCAGUUUUCUAAUUUUAUGAUGACACUUGAUUUAAACUGCUGAGAGCUGAUACUCACCAUCAAGUCUCAAACAGAGAAGUUCAAAACCAUGCAGCACAACAGAAACUAAACCGAAAACAUUAACUCCAAUGUAACUGACGCUCAAAAUUCAACACUUUCACUCUGGUGUGUCAUUGCCAUGUCGAUCGUUGAGUAUCAGCAUUUGACAGUUUGAUUCAAGUGUGAUAAAAUAUUGUAUAUAAGAUGUACAAAUUAUGAAAUGUGCUAAAGGGUUUACAUCUGAAACACUGAGAUCAUUCUACUUGUUUCUAGAAUUUCCAUAAUGUCCACACUCUCUUACAGAAUAAACUUAAUGACUGUUUAACUGGGCAGCCUGACUGGAAUUAUUUAAUAGAUUAUGAACCAAAAAAUAAAUCAUUUUUACAAUCCAGA